This is a messenger RNA of Pelobates cultripes (western spadefoot toad), 73122 nucleotides long. The record is from the annotation of a GenBank genome assembly. Lineage: Eukaryota; Metazoa; Chordata; Amphibia; Anura; Pelobatidae.
AUGUGGCUCUUGGUUCUAGCACUUUGUACUCUGGUUUCCGUCAUUUGUGGAGAUUCUCCUUCUUGCUCAAAGUAUCAGGUUUCAUUUGAGAGCUCAUGUUAUGAGUUUGUCAAGUUCGAACGCACUUUCCAGAGUGCUGAAAGCUGGUGUGAAAGAGGUGGAGGUCACUUGGUCUUUAUAGAUCAACAGAAGACUCAGGAUUUUUUAGCUAAACAUUUAUUGGACAAUAGAGAUUGGUGGAUCGGUCUUGUUGGCGACUUACAAGCUGGCAAUGAUACGCAUGAAGGUAAAUAGUAACAACUAUUGAUCAGGUGCCCAUUAUGUUAAAUCAAGGAGAGAAUCCUAAAGAGUAUUAAUAAGGAUAAAAAAGCUACAUAUGAUAUAGAUUUUUAUGAAUAUUGUACUAUUUUUCAAAAUGAUUUGAUUAAAUGUAUUUUUACAAUGCGCUGUUCACUAACAUUGUGACCACCUUGUUAGGACUUUUUUUUACAGAGAUUCAAUCAACUCACAAUGAUAUCAAAACAUAUAUAUUAUUUUUCUCUGCAGAAUCUAUGGUUUGGCUAGACACUACCAAUAUAAGCUACAGUUACUGGGAUAGUAGCCAGCCUGCCACAUAUGGCAAGUGUGGAUAUUUAACGAAAGAAACCAACUACCGCUGGAGGACUACUGACAAUUGCACCCAGGAACUCUACUUCAUAUGCCAGUUUGGUGAGUAACAUUUUCCAUCACUUUUAAGAGGUAUACUUACCCAGAUCUGUAUAAUAGAGAACAUCUAUCUAUUAUGGUAAAGUGGAGUCUUUUUCUGGUUUUGUAUUUGAUGCUCUGGAAAGGAUAGUUAAUGCAGAUUAAAUAUUCUGUGUGUGUCAGAUUGAAAAAGAAUAGAUAUGUCGUCCUCCGUGAUACUAAUUCUGUUUGGCAAAACACUGUGUUCUAACCUAAAAUGUAAAUUCUGAUGAAUAUCCAAUACUGGCUUAGUUUGGUGGAGGUUUAUGUAUGUGAUGGAUUGGGAUAGAAAGUUAAUUAAGGAAGUCUAGAGCAGUGGUCCCCAACCCAGUCCUUAGGGACCACCAACAGUCCAGGAUUUAUGUAUAUUGCUUUUUUAUUCCAAUGGAGAUGCUGACAAAACCUGGACUGUUGGUGGUCUAUGAGGACUGAGUUGGGGACCACUUGUCUAGAGGAAGUUGUUCAUACAGGAUACAAUUAGAAAAGCCUGAAAUUCUCUCUUCUGAUAUUUUCUUACAAUAUAUCUGUUGCAUAUUUACAAUUAGCACUUGCCGACUAAAAAUGCAACAAAGUAGGCUCCAUUUUACAAAUAAAAUAACCCUGAAAUCUAGAUACAAAUUUCAGUACUUUCCUUUACUAUAGUAUCGUUUGCAUUUUAACACAUGCACUUUAUACCAUUACAUCUUGUGUCAUGUUUUAUUAAAGCUGCUAUUCUUAAGGGUUUUUUGCCAAUUUUGGAUUAUGUGUUGCGAUAUUUGCACGUUUUGUGCUAUUGCCUAAUUUGUUUAUUCAAUUAUCAAAAAAAUUGCAUGUUAUCUUUUUAUUGAUUGUUUCUUUUCUCUCUUAUUUUAUGAGAAUAUCCCAAAAUCAUUGGCAACUUAAGUGACUGAGGCGCCCUGGUAUUGAUUUGAUCUUAUUCAGUUGUAUUUACGUACAAAUUUCAGUACCACUUGCUCCUGGCUGCCAUAGUAGCCAUACCUAGACUUUAAAAAUCCAGAAACAUCUUUAUAUGUGGUAUCUUUCAUAGACAACGGAGCAGUUAGAAUAGCUUUCCAAAUGAUUUACCUAUUGAAAUUCCCACAGACGUUGAUUGUGACUUCUGUAGAUAAGUCAUUUGCAAAAUGUUUUAUAAUAGAUUGUGAUCACUUGAAAUGCUUAACCAAAAAUGUUAAAUUAAUGUCUAUAAUGGGCAGAUAAUGCAUCUAUUAUCUAUCACCUGAAAAAGUGAAAACAGAUAUUUUUUAAGAUCCCAGAUAAAUUUUGACCCAGUGUCCGUCCAUCCAUAACGCUACAUUGUAGACUUCUGUGUUCUAAGACAACAUAUGAUGCUGACAAAUCAAAGCAGAUCUACAAAGGUAUUUCCAAUGGCGAGUUUUUCUACUAAAACAGGUUAAGUGACAGAGACACAAGAGGUUCUGAAAACCUUUCUUGUUUUGUACCGUUUAGAGACUGGACGUACCAUAGCCUGCGAAAACAACAAUGCCACAGUACAGUGUGGGUCGGGUAAAGUGGUACAGAUCAGCGAUAGUUUCUAUGGUCGAAAGAGCCCCCACUUCUGUACCUCGGAGAUCCCCUUACAAAUGGCAAAUGGCUGCACAUGGACGAAUGUAAGAGAUCUAGUUGCAGGUAAAAUGACAACACGUGCAAAGAUGAAGAAUUUGAUUAUUUAAUAAUAAUAUGAUAACAGUUGAUUUUUCAAGGGAGAGAACUAAAGUAUAAUAUUUUAUGUUCUGUGAUGGAAUGAAGCAUCCACAGAAUUAGCCGGUAGUAAUGUUUGAUAAUUUAACUAUAUGAACCAUAGUAGGUAGUAGCGUUUAAUAAUUUAAAUAUAUAAACUGAAUUUAAAAAUCUAUAUUCAGCUGUUUGGAUUACUGGAUUGGAUUUGUUUGUUGUGUGUUUUUAUGUUGUUGUAUCUUUUCUCCUGCCAUUUUAAGCUAUUUUCAAAGUAAUUUGUUGGGUUAAAGAUGAGUUUUUUGUCCUGAACCUCUGUAAAUAAUAAAAUAAUUAUCUAUAGGCAGGGUCAAAUGACACAAGACAUGACAGCAUAGUAUUAAUUCUAAAUUGAGUCUUUAUUUGACUGGGGUAACUUGGGUUCUCCACAUUUACAUUCUCCUGGUGGGUGGCUGCUUUUAUGUCAGAAUCAGUGUAGAUGUGUUAAAGGAGCACUAUAGCAUUAGGAACACAGAUACUAUAUUGCUUCUGUCCCUAGUUAGAUUCAGGGCCCCCGGUUUUGGGUGUCAAAACCUGUUUAAGUUUUUUUACUCUCUAUUUUACAGAGCCGAGACUCCUUCGGCAAUGCUUACCUCUCCGCCUACUACGAUUUCAUCAAGAAGGCAUGGCCUCCUCAUCACUGGUCUAAAUCAAUGCUCUUCAUAAAGGAGCAUUGGGGACCUGAUGCACAUGUGUGGGAAGUGCCAUGGGCCGCUCCAAUGCUUCUCAUAAGAAAGCAUUGAAUUCAAUUGACCGAUCCAUUGUUAGCCUUCCCUAUGAAAAAUGAUAUUUUCGCUAAAUAGGUUAUAUGUAACUAAGCAAUAUCCUCUGAUUUGACAAGUACCUACCAAACAGAAUUAAAUGUACAUUGAUCUUUGAAAUUAGGCUAGAUCUCACGAAAUAUCUGGCCAAUCAAACCUGAUCUAAUGAAUACCUACUAACAUGAAUAAGAUUAUAAGAAAAUGUUUCUUAAAAGUCGCUAGACCCAUCUUCAGUCAUUCUCCUACCCAAACAAAUAUUUAUUUAUUUCAUUUGAUUUAAUUAAUGCCCCUUGCAUGCUGGGUAUUAAGAUACAAAUUUGGUCUAUCCUGUCGUAACAUAAAUCUGUUUAUGUUAGGACAGGAUAACAAAGGUAAUAGCUCUGGGAUGUAUUUAUUUUUUUCAAAAUGUUGUUGGUGUGGUUGAUGAUAGGUAAUUUACCCCCCCCCAAAAAAAUAAAUAAUUCCUUAUCUCUCCCAUUACAUGUAAAAUCUAAUGUAAAACUUGAUCAUGCCUGAUCUAACUAAGAUCUAACCAAGUCAAUAAUUUCUUUAUUAAUACUUUAAUUGUGGUGGGGCUAACUUGGCUGAUAUCUUUAAAUAGGGUCUGGCGUGCCACUGUAUCGAAAAUGAGACUUGUUGUUUUUUUGUCAGAAAUCAAUAAUAACUAAUAACAUCCUUUAUCUUUUCGAGGGCAAUGCCAUGGACUCCAGGCUUGUCAGGUUGCCAUGGAUGCUACGGUUUUUGGGGCGCCCUGUCCAAAUCUUGGCAGUUACUUGUCCAUUAAUUACUACUGUAUGGAAGGUAAGUACACAGAUAAACUAAUGUUUUAUAUUUAUUCAGAAUAUUGUAGCUGACACUUACCUCUUAAGGGCCAACAACAUUUAUCCAGGCAUAAGCAACCUUUGGCACUCCAGAUGUUUUGGACUACACCUCCCGUGAUGCAUUGCCAGCAUUAUGGGUGUAAGAGCAUUAUGGGGGCUGUAGUCCACAACAUCUGGAGUGCCGAAGGUUGCCUAUCCCUGGCAGUCAUCCCAGUGUGGUCCUUAAAGAAUUAAUGACAGCAUGUCCCAUUCGGUAAUAAUCAGCAGCUCUAUAGAACCAUGUGAGUGCUAAAUGAGUAGGGCAUUAAAUGUGUGAAUAGGAUUUCAAAGGGGACACUCUAAGUAGACUAACCCCUACAGCUCAUUGCUAAUAAAAAUAUAAGGUUAACAACCUUACAUAUAAAAUAGGGAAGUCAUUGCACAACUGUACACAGCUUCCAGGGAAAACCACACAAAAAAAUCCACAGAAAAUAUGUGCAUAACUACUAUGCUCCAGUCUUAAAAAAAACCCAAAGAAAAAUGAACUUUCCAUCUGGAUUCUUUUUGAGUCCCCUCUUAUCUGUCUCGUCUUUUUACCCUUUGAAUUGCCCCUCUUUUUACAAGUAUUAUUCAUCAUGAGUGUGAAUGCUACAUAUUGCAGGGCAACACUUUUCAUUCAUUGCCCAUUAAAAGUAAUGGGCAUUAUGUGUCCUGGAAAACAAGGCAGAUAUAGCAACCAUACUUGACCUUUAGAUAAAGAAAAGUGUAUACAGGUGUAAGGAGGUGGGGUAAUGGCCAGAUAGGCUAUUUUAAAAAUUGGCAUGUGACUGCCACAGUCUGAAGGGUAUCAUAAGGCAGACAGUCUCUAAAUCCCUCUGUCAAUUCUGUCUGUGUAGGAAUUAUACAUCCUGUUAGGCUAUGCUUAUUCCACACAACUCCCAGUGAGUGGAAUAUAUAAAUAGCCAUUUUUAUUGGACAAUCUGGCAAAACUACUGGAGAGGAGAUUGAAGGGAUUCAAAACAAUGUUAGCUUAAUGAAGCCGUUGUAGGGUAUCGAUCAUGCUCCUGCAGCCUCACUGCUUAAUUCUCUGUCACGUUGGAAUUAAAUCAUUUUGUUUCUGUUUAUGCAGCCCUAGGCGUUCCUUCCUUGGCCAUUACUGACACAGCUAACAUGACAAAAAAUAUUUCAUUUUUAAUCAGAUGUUAACUUUCUUCAGAAGUUUUUAUCUCCUACUCUGUAAAUUAAUCACAGACAAAAGGCUCCAGCAGGCUCUAGAAGGCUAUUAACAGAGCAGGAGAUAAGCCAUUCAAAAUUAAACAGAAUGUGCAAUAAAGGAAGUUCUCCUUACAGGAAGUGUUUAGGACGGCUGUGCAAGUCACAUGCAUGGAGGUGUGACUAGGGCUGCAUAAACCAAGUGAUUUAACUUCUAAAUGGCAGCUAAUUGAGCAGUCAGACUGCGGGGGUAUUAAACUAAAGUUGUUUUGGUGCCUAUAAUGUUCCUUUAGACAUGUAAUUACAGUAAUACAAUAUUUAUAGUCAGUUUAUGGAAACUAAUUCCUCUAUAUAUUUCUAAAAUUUGCAUUAUAAUGUUUAUCCAAUAAAUACCAAAUUGUAAUGAAUUAAAAUACCAAAUUACGAAAUGUAGGCUGUAGAAAAGCUGUGACUGGAGAAUUUUGCCAAAUCAGCUAUUUUUGCCUAAAGUUUCCAAAUCUUUGUUCAAUUCACUGCAGUUUGGUUUGAAAUGAAUCAUUUCUGAAGGGUCAUCUCUUUCACUGCCUCAAAUUUCCCUUUAAUUCCUCUGCGUAAUAGAACCUAAUCGCACUAAUAUCUGAUUAUUUCUUAUCCAGGCUUGCAACUUGAUUUGGUGGACAGGUGUGUGGUGUUUGAAAAUGUCACACUCACUGUGAAAUGGCUUUUAACCCCUUACACCGGAAAUCUUUCCUGUAUUAUAAGCUUGGGAGAUGGCCAGUCUAUUGAUCCCUAUCAGCCUGAGAAGUAAGUCAAAAUUAUUAAGUAAAAUAUUAAUGGCCUUAUUCAUUAAAAGUAUUCACAUCUGAAUUGUAGCAAAUUUAAAUAUUUUUUUCAAAAUUUUGCAACUUGAAUUUCCAUUUGCUACAGUUCAAAGUUUAGUUUUUAAAACCUUAAUUGUUGGGAAUUUAAAAAUAAUAUAAAAUUUUAGGCCUCGAGAGCCAAAUUGGUUAUAAUAAAAUAUAAUUUCAAUUUGGCUUUAUUGGCGUAAACUUUUCUGACAUCUCACAUUUUUCUGAAUAAUACUGCUUACGGUAUAUAUUCAGUAAAACAGUAAAGAUACAGAAUAUAGAAAUAUAUUCAUCCAAUACAGAAAUCUAGUCAUAAACAGGACUAAACAUAGCCCACAAGGUCACACAUUUAGACUGGAAGAAAGGAGAUUUAGUCUGAGACAAAGGAAAAUAUUUUUUUACAGUAAGAACAAUGAGGAAGUGGAAUUUUCUGCCUGAAGAAGUGGUUUUAUCAGAGUCUGUACAGAUGCUUAAACAGCAACUGGAUGAAUACUUGCAAAAACAUAUUAUUCAGAGAUAUAAUAUUUAAAUUGUGGGGUAAUAGCUUCUUGAUAUGGGUCAAGAAGGAAUUUUUUACUAGUUUGUUGCAAAAUUGGAAGUGCUUCAAACUGGGUGUUUUACUUUCUUUUGGAUCAAUGGCAAAAACAUAUGAGAAAGGCUGAACUUAAAGGAUGCAUGACUCUUUUCAGCCUGUGUAACUAUAUAACUAUGUAAUGAAAAAGUUCAGAAAAAAAUGUUUACUUGCUCUUUUAAGUUAUUUAAUAUUUUUUCUUUAACUGGUCAACAAAACCACAUAGCCUUUUCCCCAUAUCUUCAUUAUGUCAAUGCUUUGCAGUGCAUCCAGCAUGAUAACAUAUAGUUUCACAUCUCCCGGAGAAUUUGCUGUGUUUGUGGAAUGUUCAACCAGUGAAUGGCACGUGACUGCUCAGGAAACCAUCACAGUAGAAGAGAACAAUGGAAGUCUCAGCAUUACUGGCUGCUACAGCAAGUAUGACGUCAAGGAAGGGUUCUGUAGGACAAAAUAUGGAGAGACUCUUUGGAUACAGGUAGACAUGAAUGCAGGUGAGAUAAUUAAGUCAUCAUUUGUUUUGUCAAACCGGCCCCAGAAUUCAAUGUACAUGUAUUUCCUCCCCUGUUAAUGUCCCAAAUCUGUUGCAUAGAUGUAAAACCACAAACAUAAUCUUGGAUGCUUACUUAAUCUCUGCUAAAUUCAGAUUCGAGCAAAUUGAUAUGGCAAAAUGUAUGCUAAAGUCACCUGUUUUUGCCUAAAUUUUUACGUUCAAGUUUCAAUUUGCUACAUUUUUAAAGUUUACUGAAUAACAUUUCUUUUUCACAGACUUAUGUUUAAUUAAGCUUAAUUAAUUUUACAAUUAUUGUAAUAUUCAUAUAUUUUUUAUAUAUUGAUAUAUUUUUCUAUAUGUGAUAUAUUUCUUUUUUUUAUAUAGUUUAAAAGUUUUAAAAAAUUACUUUAAGGGGGGUGGAGCCUGAACACAGAGGCGAGCGGCUGCACAAGCUUGGAACUCCGGGCUCACAAUGGCAAAAACGACAUAUAUUUAGAGCCCUUAAUUUCCCAACUAGGCCGAGAGAGCCCACCUUGUCGACCCAAACAACAUAGGGCUGCAGAUCCAAAAGAACAACGCCAGAUAAGCCCACACUGGGGCUUACUAUUGGAGACAUGUGGAAGCAAGAGCAUGGCGCCAGUGGGCCUAAGAUGGCCGCUCUCUCAGGCGACUGCUCAGAUUUCUUGGACGAGUUCUCUGGCGACGCUGAGUAAGACAACUUACCCAUGCCUGCUCCAGCUCCAGUGCAGAUGGCAAAACAAAACAAACCAGGUGCAGACUCCUCUCCAGUGACCACUAGUGAUGUCCCGAACGGAUCGCUGAACGGUUAGCCACGAACGGUUCGCCACGGACUCCAGUCAGCAGACACAUUCCAGCCAAUCAGCAGCAGACCCUCCCUCCCAGACCCCCCCACCUCCUGGACAGCACACUAAGAAUGCAGCUUCAAAAUGGAUGCUGUCCAGGAGGUGGGAGGGUCUGGGAGGGAGGGUCUGCUGCUGAUUGGCUGGAAUGUGUCUGCUGACUGGAGUCCGCGGCAAACCGUUUGCGGCUAUAGAAGACACAUGGAGAAGAAACAACCUCAAGGUCAGCGGGGUCUCAGAUAACGUCCCAGAAGCAGAAUGACCACAAUUCAUAAGAUGGAUGCUGUUGGCCUUGCUACCAUCUACGCAGGUUAAAGCUAGCACCAACUACUGCCUCAAGGGACCUAAUAGUCACCUUCCACAGUGGGAAUGACAAAGCAGCGGUCCUCACAGCCUUAAGGGGCAAAGUGCCUUUCCACUUUGAGAACAUGGCGUUAUCAUUCUAUGCCAACUUGUCGAGUGCCACUCUUGCCUGGCAAUGGUUGCUUUGACCACUCACUUUCUUGCUCCAACAACAAGGUGUUCGCUACCACUGGCACCAAUCCUGCGUGCUUAUGGUCCAGCAAGGGAAUGAUACGCAUUUUAUUCAAGACCUCUAGAGCUCAGCAGCACUACUGCGGGAUCUGGGCUUACCCCAGGACUCGCUGAAACAACCGGGGACACACAAUACUACCCCCAGACCCACACCUGGGAUCUGGCAAGAAUCACCACAUUCAUCUUUUAAAGGGCAACACCUGGCUCCUACGCGGCUGUCACUACAUAAGAGAGACAUAUAUGGCACCGGUGGCUAUACUUACUGUUUACAAACUAACGUUUCUAGUUGUUAUGUUGAACUCACUCAAUUUUCUACCCCCACAACGCCCUAGCCAACCCAGUACAGACCACUCAAUUUGUAUAUCGCCACUAACUAACCCCAAUGAGAUAAUUGGCUAGUCAACCACUGUUUCCGGCUCUAGAUAUAGCCGUGAUCUGCGGGGGACUGGCUACCACUAAGCUCCAGAGCUAUUGUUUUAUUUUGAUUUUGACACAUUGUCUUUUCACCUUUAUGUUCUCUCGCCAGUAGCCAUACUACUGACAUAGAUGCCAGCAUUUAGCAGUGUGAAUAAUCAGAUAUGGUUACUGGAAUAUUAGCAUACAAGCCUAAUGUAGCUGUUAUAAACCUUACACACCUUUACUAGACAUCACCUGUAAAUCUUAAGUUUAGAGCUAAUGUUCAGCCUAUUUAUAAUGCUUUUUGCUCUUUACAAAAAAAAAUCAAAAGUGCACCUCAUUUACAUGCCAUGAUUCUGCAUUCACGUGUAAGAUUACAAUUUGCUUAUCGAUGUUGUUGUUUUCUCUAAGCACAAUGAAAAUAAAGAAUUUAAAAAAAAAAACACAUUUAAAAUUGCAUUAAUUCAUUUGAAAUGCGAAUCGAAAAAUAUUAAAGGCCUAAGUUGUAAGUAAAUAGUAAAAUAGAAUAAUUUAGGACACUUUUUUCUAACUAGGCUACUAGGUUUGGAAUUUCCAAUUCAGUUGUCAAUGUGCCAUGGUUUUCCAGAGUCCUUCACCCUAGUUGUUGGUAAUUCAAAGUGAAUUCAGAAUUAAUUAAAAAUUUUAGGCUGAAAAAGCAUUGCUAUUUUAAUCCAAAAUUUGAAUUCACAAUGUGCAAUUAUAAUAAAGGGAGCUAUCGUAAAUAUUAAUUUUGGAUAUGUUGUAGCAUAUUUAUAGAUGUCUGUUUUCACUGAGAAUUCUACUGACAGCAGUUAGUCUGUCUAAAGUUUGGAAAGCUGACAUCAGCCUAAUACACACAUCAGACCUGGCACUCCGUCAUCGGCACACUCAUUUUUAAAAAAAAAAUAGAUUCUGUCAAAAGAGGGUGUAGAAAGCAAUAAAAAUUCAUAUAUCUUAUAAACAAAAGAUCUAUGACAAUGACCAUUUAUUAAAAUGUAAAAAAUACAUUUGUUAAUACGUGUAUAUUAAAAGUGUAUUCUAAAAUAUAAAGGACACAAUAAUAGUGCAAUAUACAAUAACAAUAGUGUAGAUAUUUCUGUAGUGCCAAAGAAACACUCACACUUUGUAGAGCUAUAUAAGCUCUAAUUAUUGAGCCUGGACGGAAUAAUCCCCGUAUAUGGAUUUCUUUGUGGAUAUCAGCAGUGCUUGGCUCUCAAAUAGAUAGAGGUCAUCACAUAUAAAGAGAAGAAAAUAAACCCAAUGGUAUAGUAUGUAGGUAAACAAUAAAUGGAAAAAGGAUAAACCUACUUACAUUAACUAGAGCAAUGACCUGCUCUAGUGUGUAGAAAUGUAGGUGAAAUAAUCCCCACCUAUGGAUACACGUGGACCUGGAACAGCAGCAAAGGAAAACUGGAUGCGAGGUGAGUAUAAAAAUGACUGUGUAUAUAUAUUGAAUAAAAAAGUACUUUAUUAUAAAUAAACACAGAGUUAAAAUUAAGUGAAAACCAGUCCUAUAGUAUAGUCCUCACUCCUCACUUGACGCGUUUCGCCGAAGCUUCAACAAACAUGAAUGCUUGCAGGUAGGGUCCCCGUGGUUUAUGUAGUCUCCAAAUGCUGCAUUUUGGUUCCGGUGUGUUUUGCUGCUAUUUCCAGUUUCCGUCAAGGGUCUCGACGUCGUUUUGUCAGUUCCUGGACAUUGUAAUAGUAAUGCGCGCGGCACUUCGUAGUGAUGUGUGCGGAAGUUCCUUGCAGGCGAUUUUAGGUCAGGGUGGCGGUCCGGUAUGGGAACACAUAUAAAAGAACGUGAAAGAUUAAAAAUUAAAUAGACACAGUCAUAUAAUAUACAUUGUUGAUUAAUAUAGGCACAAGAAUAUCAUUGUGUUACAACAUUGUGAGGUCGAAAGAAAUUAUAUGAGGGGCCGUCGUGUAUUACAUCAUUUUCACGGCAUCUUAAGUAUUGACAAACGUCUGGAAACGUCUUUUUAUUUUAAGAUAUACAUCUUCAGGUUUCGCUCUCUCCUCUUUACGUUUGUAAUCUAUAUAUUUAGCGCUGCUCACCUAAUUGUUUUUAUCUGCUUUGAUUUGUUUUUCACAAAGUUAAGGGAACUCCUUGUUGGUGAAUUGCAGCUAUUAUCAGAUAGAGAGCACUUAUCUCUGUUCUAUUGUAUUUUAAAAUAUGCUGCAGUCUAAAAAAAAAUUUUUUUUUCCAUAUUCCCCUUUAAGUAGCGACAUACAUGUAAACAUUGUAUUUUUUUCCAACUCGUUUGGUUACAAGAGUAGUCAGCCACAGUAGCAUAAAGGUUUGGUUGAAAAAUGUUCUCUGAGACCAAAUGACGGGGAAUUGUAUGAUUCUCCAAUCAGAAACAAGAAGUGAAAUUGAAAUGUAACAUAACAUUUUAGACUCUAAAAUGAGGCACUUCAAAUUGACGGCCCAAAUACGAGGCACUAUGAAAGCUUUCACAAAGGUGUGGGAACCAUGGGAUAACCACACAGAUGACUAGCAAACCACUAGAAACGUCCAAGACCACCCCUCCCCCCCCUAUCCACCCCCACCCCCCUCUUUUUAGGUUAAUCUACCCCUUCCCCAAUACCAGGUCGGGCCUUCCGGUAACCCGACCUAGAAGCUCAACACGCCAAAGCCGCUGCACCGCGACGGCAACUCAAAGGCCCUGUUAAAGAGUAACUUCUUAUGUUAUAAGUUAUAAGUUAUCUAAGUGUUGUUCUUACUGUAAUGUUGAAAAACGAUGACAGACAGGUGUAAUUCUCAAACGAUGUAACUGUAAUAACGUAUAAGCUGCCUGUAUGAUAUCGUGGCUUCUGCGCAAGCCACAAAAUUGCAUUGCCUAAUUAUAUCUGUCAUUGACAAAAUAAAGAAUUAUAAAAAAAAAAAAAAUGAGGCACUUGUAUGAGUGGUAGGUCAUUAUGGUUGUGUCAAGAUAUAACCAGAUACUAAGCCAUUUCUCCUCUGCAUGGUUUUAAAUAGAAACACAAUAAUUAAAUUUGUAGCUCUUUAGCUCCAUAAUAAUGCCUAUUAUAUUCUUAAGAGAACAUUGAAAUAUUACAGGUGUUUCAUAUGUGAUACAAGAUAUAGACUCAUCUAAAGAUUAUUGAGCAAUAUAAAAUCGACAUGAAUUUAAAGUUAAGAUUCUCUUUAAAAUAUUCCACAGGUUAGUAACAAUUAUCAUUGCUGUGCACCUUUAAUUCAAUGUUAGUGAUUCUAAAAAAAAUGCCUUUUAAAAGACAAAAAACAAUAUCCUGCUCAAAAUUUCCCUUUUUUUUAUUGUAGGCAACCAUCUUAACUACUCUCUAAUCGCAAACAAUGUAACUCUGAUUGAGUUCAGUGCAAUAACCGGGGAUGCGUGUCAUAACCUAACACUGGACGCAGUUGCCCAAAACCUACUAGGUCCAGGAGUGCACCAGAUACACAUCAUGGAGUCCAACAGUAAUUCAAAAACUAAAGUCAACAACACCAUUAUCCUCCACCUGGUUGAGGCCGUUUCUGGUCUACAGGGUCAUUUAUCCAACACCACAGUUGAAGCUGGAAAAGAACUAUUGAUAAAUGUAUCAGUUUCCCACGGGGCACCUCUUGAACUGACGUUUGUGUUCCAAGGUUCUGAUAAAACUUUCAAUCAUACAAGAGACUAUCCAACCGGGCUACCGACAAUGUACAACAUUCCUGUUAAUGUGGAAGGUACUCACUAUACUUACUGUAAAUUCAUGUCAACUCUAUAUCAUCUUGGGUUUGCACAAGACUAGGCUUCUAUUUGGGCAGUUUCCUAGCCUAUCACGCUGUAUAAAUAAGGACACAUUAAGAAACUGGAUUAAUAUUUAAGUCUUAAUAUCCCUUCCAUGCAAAUUCUAUUGCUAUUUGCCUUUUAUCUUUUUUCAGGAACCUAUUCGAUAACUGUUGUAGCUACGAAUGCUUUCUAUAACAUAAGCCAGGACAUUGGAAAUGUCACAGUAGUAGACAACGACACUCAACAAAAAGGUAAGAAUUGUGAAGAUUACUGAGGAGUGCAGGCAGUCAUCAAGUUAUUCCUUAUGGUGAAUUGAAGACUUUUGCAAGGUGUAUGUAAAAGUAGUAGCACCAGUUAGUUCUUCUUUUUAUCUGAGUUUAAUUACAUGAGCACUAUUAAGCUGGGUAAUUGUAAGUGAUUAUUUAGUUGCUCAAACAGUUCAAAUGUAGCAGUAUGUAAUUUAACAGCUGACUGUCUGUUAUCGAUCUAUAUGUCGGAUGACUAUAAAGUCUCUAUAACUGUCUGUCUCUCUCUCUGUCCCUCUGUCUGUCAGUGUAAUCCUUAGAAUGAAAUGUCAUCUGGUUGAAUUUGCCAGUAGUACAGAAAAGACCAGACAUAAUUUUGAAGAGCCUCUAAAAUAUUAACUGUAGAUGAGUUUACCAGUUAAAUAUAAUGUUAAAUCUUGAAGAAAUAUUUGUGACAGUAUUUCUAAUCAAAUACAUUUCAAAGACAGGAAACAUUUGCUUGUAAUUCUUUUUCCUUCAAUAUAAUUGGGGUAGCACUGUUUGGUGCACUAUAAGUGGUGCACUGCCCCAUUUUUUGUGCUUUUUGAACAUUUUUCUGAUUUUGACUGUUGGAGCUACAGCAAAGGUUUUCUAGCAGCACUAUAUGAAAUGUUCAUUUCGUGUUUUAUGUACAUUGUCUGUUUUGGGUACUGUAGUAACCCAUACCCCUACUUUAUAAAUGUGAUCAAAUAAAUUUGUGCCAGUAUUUCAUAUUUGCUUUAUGUAUUAUUUAUGUUUAAUCCCUCAGUAAAUCAAGACAAAACAGGACCAAAAGCUGAAAAGGUGAGAUUUAUGGUCCGGUACUGACCGAAUUUAACAAAGCACACUCUCAUGUUGACUUAAAUUUAGUUCCUUCCCACUUCCCGUUCAUGUUAAAUCUGCAUGAUUGCAUACUGUAUAUAUUAUAUUAUAUUAUUAUUUUUCGAAGUGGGGGAAGACCUAGUAAGUAAUUUGACCCAUGCCACUUGGUUAACAAAACAGACACUUCUACAUUUAAGGGACUUCACGUUGACAGACAAUAUCUAUGUAUAUUAUACCUUGUGCUGGUCAUCUUGUGCUGUAAUGUAGAGUUUAAUUGUGUAGAGCAGGGUAGGUGACCUUUGGCCCUUUAGAUGUUGUGGACUAUAUCGCCUGUGAUGCUUUGCCCGCAUUAUGGCUGUACAAUUAUUAUGGGAGAUGUAGUCUUUUACAGAAGCACACUACUCCAAGUGGGCAGAGUAGAUGGGCCAAACGGUUCUUAUCUACCGUCACAUUCUAUGUUUCUAUAAGUGUGCUGGUGACUUGGUUUUGGGAGUAAAAGGUUUAAAAUUCACUAUUAGUCUGCGCUAGACUAAACUUAAAGAUAAAAUAUUCUGCUUAACACCCCCACGUGUUUAAAUAGCUGGCAAUUUACCAAGGCAAUUUAUAAUGGAAUGCCUUCGGUUGCUCAAAUAAGAACAGAUUUAUAAAAAAGCAAACCAAAAAUGCAAAACAACUACAUUAUCAAAAAUACUAUUACGUAAGGUAACUUCAGUUUUGUGAAUCCAAAUACUAGAGCUCAAAGACAGAAUUAGAUUAUUAUUAUUAAUAGCAAAAAGACAAACAAAUGUUACACAGUGCCAAAAAUGACAUAAAGCACAAGGACAUACAGAACUAUAAUAGACAAAUGUCUUUAUUCUUUAAAAUAAAAUUAGACUUUAUAAAACAAACCAACACAAAUGCUAAAUCUUACAACAGACAACGUGGGAACACCUAGUUAAGUCUUAUCCGAUGUUGUCCGAAAUAAAGUCCAAGAGGAGUUCCGUCUCAUCUGGCCUGGCAUUCUGUUAUAUGAGAGUCCUGUCCGUUGUUACCAGAGGAACCAGCCCAUAUGGCCAAUUUAUGAUAACUGGCCCUUGACAUGACAUGACUUACUCUUGAUUGUUAUCUGUUUUUUUAUGGCCGAAUCCUGACUGCAGGCCCAGUAUGCCCAACUUCCUGCCAGAACAUACAAAGAUGCUGAAUCAAAAAAAAUCAGUUUAAGCCUGGAUGCUAAACAACAAAACAAACAAUUCAGGUUAACAAUGCUGGAACAGCAUCACGCCCACUGUGCAUGACAUAGUCCACAACAUCUGGAUUGACGAAGGUUGCUUACCUCUGUCUUCGAUCAUUGUAAUUCAUAAACAGGGCUAUACAAAGGACACAAGGUCACACAUUUAGGCUGGAAGAAAGGAGAUUUCAUCUGAGGCAAAGAAAAGGUUUUUUUACAGUAAGAGCAAUAAGGAGAUGGAAUUCUCUGCCUUGAAGAGGUGGUUUUGUCAGAGUCCAUACAGAUGUUUAAACUGCAAUUGGAUAAAUACUUACAAAAACAUAACAUACGGGGAUAUAAUUUAUAAUUAGUGGGGUAAUAGCUGCUUGAUCCAAGGAGACAUCUGACUGCUAUUUUGGGGUCAAGAAGAAUUUUUUUUCCUAGUUUGUGGCAAAAUUGGAAGCGCUUCAGACUAGGUUUUUUGCCUUCUUUUGGAUCAACAGCAACAACAUAUGUGAGGAAGGCUGAACUUGAUGGACGCAAGUCUCUUUUCAGCUAUGUAACUAUGUAACUAUGUAAUAUGGCAAAGUAUAGGUCAAAUGUCUGUUUUCCUCUGUCUGACAAAUUAGAUUUUAUUUUAGUUUUUUAAUUAUAUAUUUUACUCAAUACAUUCAUUUCAUUUUGAUGGCACUAAAUAGAUGUUGAUCUUAUAUGGAAUGCUAACUAGAUCUCUUUGUGACAAGAUCCUUAAACCAAAGGUUAGAAUCUAACCCACUUAAGAUUUGAGAGUAGGUCAUAUACCAUGUGGUAGAUCAUAAUGACUUUUUUUUUUAUUACAUGACCAUUAAUGACAAAGACUCACUUUUAUUUUGGUGCCUUUCAUUAAAAGUAUUAAAACUGUUAGCAAGCAUAAAUUUAAAAAGACCAUAAUGUGCAAUAUUGUCCAGAAGCAAUAUGUUUGCAGAAUGGGCAGUAAGAUCCAAGGCUGCCCUGUCCAUUAUCCAAAAGCAGUGAUCUAGCGAAACACCAUACAAAAAUCCCAUUGAAGAAUUAUAGGAAAAAAUCACGCCACAUUGUAAAUGCUGCCUCAAGUCUUGGAUACAUCUUCAUUAAAGCACAUCUAACCUAAAAAAAACAACACAUCUGGGGUCCCAAACCUUACUUAUUUUAUAAAAAAACAUAGUUUUCUCCUCCAUAAUUCCGAGAUCUUUUAUGUAAAUCAUUUAAUUUCCUUAGGAUACUGUGAAGAGGAGGCAGAUGAUACAAAUAGAACCUGGCAGACAUGUGAAUCCUUUCACCAUCGUUACCCUGCACUGGCCAAACCUUGUGAGCUACAAUAUUUCCUGGUCUUGUGGUAGGUACUUCUCUGCUUGUAUUAUCUGUGUUAUAUAUAUAUAUACCUGUAUCAUGCUUCCAGCGCACUCACCCACUCACAAAACACCAACUUUAAAUCCCACAAAAUGUAUUAUUUAAAAAAACACCUACAAACAUAAUGCAGGUUAGUUACAGUAUAUGAUCAUACAUUGCACAAACCUGCCACAACGUCAAUGUACCCCAUUUUUGUCAGGUCUUAUUCUAGCAACCUAACUAUAACGUUAGAAUACAAAUCUGUAUUCGUUAUAGUGUUCCUGUCCCUAGUAGAAUUACUAGCCCUGUUCGGCAUGAAGGGGUUAAAAACCCUUCAAUACUUACCUUCAUCCAGCGCAGAAGGUCCCUCGGUAAUGUUGACCUCUCCUCUCCAGGAGGCACUGUUUGGUUCAAUCCAAUUCUUUUUUAUAGAGGAACAUUGGGGACCUAAUGCGCAUGCACAGUGAGCACUGUACGCCUAUUCAAAAUUCCCAAUAGGAGUUCUACUCGGUCUGUGCACUGGAGCGCCUUUAGUGGCUGUCAGUAUGAGGAGUUAAUGUAUUGCAAUGCAUUGCAGUUUCUCAAAAAUGGCAAUAUUUUACAUUGUAGGGUUAAGGGGACAGGGACACCGUACCCAGACUACUUCAAUGACAUCAAGUGGUCUGGGUGACUAUAGGGUUCCAUCAAAUAAGGCUCUGGAAUGAGGCACCUGUUACAGGUUUCCUAUGGUUUCAUAUAUAUUUAAAUAUGAAACCAUAGGAUCUGCCAAAAAUGGAAUAUAUUGGCAUUGUGAUAGUCUUAUGCAAUAUACGAUCAUAUGCUGUAACCAAGUCCCCAAUAUUUUUGCCAUAUUAGUCAGAUGUUUUUUCAAAAAAAAUAUUACAUUUUGUGAGCUGUGAAACUGAUGUCUAGUGAGUGCAUUGGAUAUUCUAUGUUUUAAUUGACCCCACCAGCUCCCUUAUAAUGUAUGCAUAUUUAAGUGAGUGCAACCCUCUUGGUUUCAUUUGUCUUUGUCUGUCUGUCUGUCUAUCUAUCUAUAUAUCUCUCCAUACAAAGUCCCUAUAUUGACCAAUGAUUUAAUUCCAAAAUGCAACCUAGGUAUACAUCUUUUCUAUGAGCGUCCAAUCCAGAGAGACAGGUUGCUCAGAUGUCACAAUACAUAUUCGUGGCACUUCAACUUUCUUAUCUCUAAAGAAAAACUGUUCUAUAUCAAAAAAAAAAAAAUAACUGUCAUAUCCAUUGCAUCCUAGUGGUUCUUUAAAUGUUAUGGUAAAAAAAUUUACAUCAAAAACCUGUAUGUAAAUUCAUGAUUUCUGAUUACACUCUUUGCACAGGAGCUUGCUGGCCUGAAUGGUUUGACUGUGUUCAGCAGAAUGUAAUAUCCACAAACUUGCAGCAGGUUCUAAUUCCGAGAGACUGUCUUCCACCUCCGAGCACGGCCUUCACCAUCAAAGCUGAUGUGACGCUCAGUGACAUGGACUCUGUUCAGGAUGAACAGUGUGUUUAUGUGACGGCUAAACCCACACUCCAUCCCCAAAUCAGGUCUGGACAAGUCAACACAUUCUAAUUAACACCUUUUCAUUCUGAAUCACAAAAGAAAAGUAUCUUCUUGAUUUGCUCAAACUUAAUGGGAAUUAACGUACUAGUAUUAAGGGAUGACUUUUCUGGUUGUGUUAGCCAUUAUAAUACGAGGUCAAGGAAAAAGGUUAAAGAAUAAAAAUAGGUGGAAAAUAUGAGUAACCUGAAUCACUAGGAAAUCUUGAAAUUUGUUUAUAAAAUAUUUGAGUAUCUCUAAAUGUUGCUAGCCCUUUAUGUUGUUCUUUGCACUCUGACACUUCAUACUUCCUGUUUAAGUUGUAAGAAGAACUGCAAAGAAAUUAAUGUCAAUGAGGACCUGGAGUUCACUGCUUCUUGUGACAGCUGUAAAGGUGUGAAGUACAACUGGUAUAUCGAUGGCAAUUUCCCUGUGAAGGUUAGUUCUCUGAAUAUAAUCUAAAAUCUUAUCCGUAAAGCCUCACUCACCCUCAUUUAUACUCUAGUUAUGAUUACCAACCUGUAGGGUUUCAUUUCUGUGUAAGAAGCCAGUAGUCACUAGUAUAAUGUCUGCAAAUUUGCUGAAAAUGUCAGCUCACCCCCUGCUUUCAAACAGUACAUGAAGUUUUAAUUGAUCAUAUUAUUCCAACAGUCAGCGAUAGGGAAGGAGCGAAUGGACUUUACCAUUUCACUGCUGGCAUUACUUAACACUCCAGAGACUGAUAAAGACUGCUAUAGCAGUUUUAAAUACCUUUAUUUUAGUAAUGUUUGAUUUAUCUGUAUUUACUGUAUGCAAGCAUCGUGCUCAAAUGCAGACAUUCUUUUUACAUUGUCCCACUUUAGUUCCCUGGUGUACCAUAUCUGGAUGCCUACUCUGCUUAGGAAAAUCAUUCACUAAGCAGUGCAUUCUAGAAUAUUAAAUCAGAAUUGCUAAAUUUAGGCUAAAGUAGCCAAAAAUGUGACUAUAGCCGAAUUGGAAAAUAUUUCAAAAUUAGCUAUUUUGCUAUUAGGAUUUAGUUUGCUAAAAUUUAAUAACCCUUAACACGCAAUGAGUAAAAUUGUGAGAAAACAAAAUUGUAAAAAGGUAGAUUCUUCUUGCGGAGCCUGACUUUUGAGCGGACCAGACGUGCUCAACACCAGCUCCUGCGUUAGGUACCGAAUAUCGGGGCAUACUGCCUGACCACUUGUUCCUGCAUAAUUAUUGCCUGGGGGAUGACACUGAAACCGAAGAUACCUUGCACGGGCUUCCCCAGCCCUUGAACACGCAUUGGAGGCUUGCGGCCUAAGCGAGUAUAGGCCAAUGAGAGGCGGACGCUCUCCUGGCUCUAGAGCUAUGCUUCCCUCCAAAAUGGAGGACGGACCUUCCUCAUCCGAGCAGCGAAUGUUGCCAUCUGAAUCAGCCCCACAGGCUGGAUUGGAGCAUAUGCUGCACCGCUUGGAUGAGCUCUUUACUGGACGCAACUCGUAUUGGAGCUGGAAGGGAGCACAUCGAGGAGAUGAUGGGAAUGUGAUGUGUGUACCCCAUUCUAGGUGCAAGUACCCAAAAAGCUACUGUAUCUCGCAAACAGGGCCGAUUGGGGUACUCACCUACCGCAUCAACCACGAAGGCAAAAGACCCUUUGCCGCAGGCUGCAUCAGACCACCAGAGUCUUUUGUCACAACCCAUCAGGGAAGGACUUGGACUCUGCCACAAGCCCCAGAGUCUGUGGUUUAAUAAUGCAGGCCCUCAACACGACCUGGGGAUUGAAGGAUUCCGCACAGUGCCCUUGCUUUGUAACGCCUCCGGGCUGCCUUUGCCUGUUUCCGAAUCUCAUUGUGGACUGAACAUAUCAACCUGGAUACAGGACUGAUAACACCUUGCCUGCCAAAUAUAACACCUACCGACAUGAUCCUGUCUUUAUGUUGAAUAUCUGCACAGUUUACUAGUGUCUAUUCUGUAAGAGUGUAAAGCUCCUAAGUAGCGAUUAUGCAGUCGUAUUCAUGAUAUAUUUUCACUCUAGUGCAGCCAUCACGACCAUUAGCGUUUACCUAGCACAGUACCUUGCAGUUUCAGGGAGAGUAGUCUCAGUGGUUCUCCCAUCUUGUAUACCUAGCGAGGUGCGCAGCAUACACUCUUUCCUAAGCAUAGAACUAUCACUACUGCUACACUGUUUAGCCUGAUAAUGCAUGCAUAGUGUAACAUGAUGGAUGCCUGAUUUUCCUAGAGAUUCCUUACAAUUAGACAGACAAAUCACCGCUAACACUAUUAGUUUAACCUGCAAUGUUAUAUAGUGUAAUAUUCUAAAAAAAAGAGGCUGUUCCUCACUGGAGUUUAAGUACCGAUGUUGUCUAUUCUAUACCAUGUAUACCAUGUGUUUUAUAUGCUAUAACUCCCUGAUUUACAUUCUGUACUGUAUUAUCUCAUGCCUCAAUAAACACAAAGAUUGACAACAAAAAAAAAAGAUUCUUCUUGAUCUCUUCAAUAUAUCACAAUUGACAGAAAUGAAAUGAAGUACCUGAUUUCACAAUGGCACUGGUUACAAUGUUUCCACAGCCUCAAACUGUUACCAUAACACUAGACUCUAACGCUGCGUAUACAGUAUAUUAUUAGAGUUUGUGUAUAAUUGUGCCUUUUUUAUCCCUGUGGUGCGCUGUACAGCAUACUCAUGUUGGAAAUAUGUUGCCAAAAUAUUUUAUCUGCAUCAAGUUUAUUAAAAAAUACCCCGAUUUUCUUAUUCUCAGACUGUUCCACUUCCUGCGGCCUGUAACCUGCGUGAUUUCAGACGGAAUGCCUUGAUACUGCUGCAAAGUAACACUUCUGAUCUUGUGCUCAACAGCACUUUCCUGAAGAGCCAAUCGGAAGCUGCCUUUAGGAUAAAGUUGAUAGGUAGGUAGUCACUCAUGGGUUAAAAGUUGGGCUUGGUAGAGGUUUAUAGUACUUACCUUGCAGGAAUUUUACCACAAAUUCUUUGUGCAAUAAAUAAAGCAGGGCUUUGUUGAAUGACUUGAAGAAAGGGUUUCGAAGGGGUGAGUUUCUCAAGAAUCAAAAAGGGAUACUUAGGAGGUCAUUGAGCGUGAUAAGUAUAAACUUCCCUUAUUUUCCACUCAGUCUCUUCCUCUUAUAUUGAAGUGCAUUAUUUUCUUGUUCAAGGGAACCGAUAGUCCUGAAAAUAACAAUCAUUAUUUCGGGACUAUAGGUUACCUUUUGUCCACUCCUCUUUGCAGUGUAAAAAUUAAGUAAAAUAAAUAUUACUCACCCCGUUUCCAGUGCCAGGACUCUGUUGCAGUCUCCAGUUCCGCCUCUGGUGAUGUCAACAAGCAUGCUGAUGUCACCCGCGAUCUCGUCCAAUCCAGGAGAGCGGAGUUAUGCCACGCAUGCACUUUCCAAUUCAAGCGAUGGAUUGGAGAGUGCAUGCGUGGCAUAAUGCCACGCUCCUCCAAUCAAAUGUUGCUAUCAGCAGCAUUUGAUUCCUAGACCGAAUGGUCAUGGGGAAGACAGCAACUAGAGGUAGACUGAACCCUGCAAAGAAAACAUUGCAGUUUCUACAAAACAAAAAAAAGACGAGAUGAAGUGGUCUGGGUGACUGCAGUGUUCCUUUAAAGGGACAGCUAUUCUGUUGCGUGCAAAAAAGCACUUUACAUUAUGUCCAAAUAGAAUAAAAGGCAAUUUUAAUCAAUUUGAAGGAGUACAGCAGUCGAGUCUUGCAUUCAGGACCCGAUGCUGGUGGUGCAUUGUAUGUCUAGUGGGAGGCGAACGCACCUGUCUGCUCUCUCAUCAGGUAGGAUCAUUUGUUGUUUUUUUUGUCAUUUAUAACCCUUUGCAACUUCACUAUUAGAUUUCUAAUAGUUUUAGGCCUUGCUAUCACUGAUUUUUUGCAACUUUUACUUUGCUAGACUUUUCUAAGGACUCUAAUUGUAGUUUUAACUUUGUUUCAAACUCUGGAAAAAUUAUAUCAGUUAUAAAUUUGUUGAUCAUUGCAAUUUAAUUAUCUUAUUUCUUAUUUAUCUUUUCAAGUUCUUCAGUCAUAUUUAACCACAGGUUCAGUGAAUUUCAUGGAACAUGAUGCAGUAAUACAUAUUGUACAUUCCCACUCUUUUUGGAAAAUCAUCUCAACAUAAAUUAUAUGUAGACCUCUGGGAAUAACUUAUUUUUCUAUAUCUCCCAACCUACUGCCAUUUGACUUUUGUAAAGUUUUUUUUUUUCUAACUCACAAAAAGCAUUCAUGUUCUUUCUUCUUUUUACCUUUGUUAUCAGUUUAAUUGCUCAUCAUUAGGGUCUAGACCAUAACUGAGACACAAAGCCAUUUCUCACAUCUACAGGGUGCCAUACCUCAUUUACAAUGCUUAGGAGAGCAAGUAGAAAUCAUCAGGGUUUCUGUACCUCAAGACAAAACGUGAAUAUGUGGUUUUCUGUUUGUUUGAUUUUUAGCCAUGAAUUCUGAAGAGUAUGGAGAAGAGACAAUGAUCAUUAGCACACUGCCCGCUCCAGAGGUUCCGAGCUGCUCUAUACAUCCCAGUGAGGGUUCCGUUCUAACCAGAUUCCAGAUCUCCUGCUCUUCUCCAUGUUCUUUAACAGGUUCCUGCUCCAAGGAUGAGCGAAUGACUCUUACCUAUUGCAUCUUCCCAAAGCCAAGUAAGCCUCCUAUGACCAAUAGACAUCUGAGUCUAGAUCUUCAGCAGUGUUCCUCUGUGUUUGGCACAUGUGUUCUAAUGUAUUCCUAUUAUGGCAGGGCUUGAGAAAUUGCAUAUAUUUUUUCCACGUGGAAUGUGCAGUAUUUGUCUCUUCUCUGGCUAUGAAAAAAAUAGAGUGGUUAAGUAGACAUUGCUCUACUUAAUACUAGUAUAUGACAUCUUUAUGAACACUUGAUUUCCCACUCAAGUAAGUAUAUUGUGCUACCGAGUAUGAUGUAUAAGGUUCCCUGUUUUUGUGUCUGUGUCCUUUAGCAUAUAGUUUUUGAAAACUAUUAUGAUUCCUGGAUUUCUGAACAGAAUUUGUGAGCUUAGGUGAAGAUGCUCUAAAGACUGUCACAUCAUGUAUCCCAGCCUGACACAGGAUGUUUUAAUAUAUUGCAUAUGUUAUCAGGUCUUCUUCGGCAUGUUGCAUUUGCUAUAAGGCCAAUUCAAUGUGUUGCUUACCUAACUCAACUUCAUUUGCAUCAUGAACUCUCUAGUUAAUAUUUAGAAGUCUGUCAGUUGGAUCGUGUUUAUAUUGUAAAUGUAGACCAUAAAAAUGAUUUUUUGAUCUCCCUGCCAGCACAAGGAGGCCAAGUAAGAAUCAGAGCUCCAUCCUGCUCUUAUGUCCCUUCAAGUGGCACUUAGAGCAUAUGCCAUGUCUGCUGUACCCCUAGGUACAUCACCAAAUGUCCCAUAACCUAAUUAUACUUAUCAUGAAGCCCAGGAAAGAUUCCUAGUAGUGUUAGUUCAGCUAAAAGCUGUCACAAGUAUAAAGAUGCUAAACUGAAGUACCAUAAUGACCAGCUGUGAGGAGGAGGUUGUGCACAGGGAGGAUUUUAAUGUGCAAGACAGACACCCCCAUUUUCCUGUAAUCAAAGCAGCUCUGAGCUAAACUUACUGUUUAAAUUCCAUAGACCAGAUGAAGAGGCUGCUGAUUGGCCAAGAUACUUCUAGAAGUGAAAAGUCUGUUUUAAUCUUUUUUUGUAGAUUGCAACACUAACUCAUUUGUGAACUACAAUUAAAGAUGCAAAAUAAAUACACCUAACAUAGCUGUAUGUUCUUUCCUCUAAAUAACAGAGAGUGACCUGUGCUCUUCCAUCACGUAAUGUGAGGUUGUUUCAGGCCAUGGAUCAAGGACCUCAUUGUAGAAAUUAACUUGUAUUUAUUUGUGGGAAUUUCACCAAAUGAACUAGGAGUCAUAUGAUGUACAUUUGUGGUGGACAAAUAACAGUUGUCACGUAAAUCAUUCUUGCAACUAACAAGUAUUUUAUUUUGUUCUCUUUAGACUCACAGCUGUAUUGUGGCCCAAGUCUAGAUUUUCCGUCAGUUUAUCUGCCUCUGGGAGAGGAAGAACAUGACUUUGUAGUAAACGUUACCGUUCUUGUUACAUCCAACUUUGGGCAUUCAGUCAACACAACUGUGAAAGCUAAGGUGAAGUAUUACUCUUUACUAAAAUGUGACAUCUGUAAAAUAAUUACACUGAUUUGAAGUGGUUAUGGUGCUUGGAUACAAUAUGUGCAGAGUUUCACUAUACAGGUGCAACUUCAACCUCAGCAGUCAUUGGGGCAUCAUUAGCUAGCCUGGAGCAGGAGUUCGAGGCUUGCUAUUGUCAGUUCUGCACAUGUUUGGUGUCUGAUGUAAGCACGCACAGCAUGCUAGUGACAGACAGCCAAUUGGGACACCCCUACUGCCUAUGUCCUCACCUCAAUCCACUGUCCCUGACAUCCACCCUGUUCCAGCACCGUCAAUAGAGGUGGAUCGGGCUGCUGGGAGAUCUUCACCUUAGUGCUGGAACGUAGGUGCAUUUGAGCUAUUUGGGUUAUGGAUCCCCUUGUUAAAAAAAAUAAAUAAAAAAAAUUAAAAGUUGCAGAAAGCACCUAAAUGUACCUAAUCUUGCACUGAGACAACCUCUCUCUGCUCCCUGAUCUAUCCACUUUGAGAACAUGAUUUGUGAUCCAAUGCUUUUCAUAAAAUCAGCCAUUAGAGGCAUGUGUCCCUAACAUUGCCGUAUCUCAGAAAACGCAACUUUGAACAUUAUCCAGAAAAAAGAGACCGCAUCUCUGCAUCAAAACCAAUACAUUAAAAGGACACUCUAAGAACCAUAAUCACAUCAUCUCAGUGAAAUAGUAUGGAUUACCUGUCUACUUUAAACAUGUGAAAUAUCAAAACAUAUCUCUUUUAUACCUUCCAGGUCAAACAUGAUGAGACAAACGCUAACAGACAAAUCCUGGCAUCAUAUGUGGCCGAGAAUUCACGUAACAUUUUGAAAAAGGGACCUACUGGUUCUUCAUUAAUCCAGCUAUAUAAAUCAGUAUCUUCUGUCCUAAAUCAGGAGAUGCCCGCAUUCAGACAAAAUUCGUCAUGGCAAAGAGACAACAAUAAAGAGGUUUGUCCAAUUUGCAGACAGAGAUCGCUAAGUUAUGUUUCUUUGUAGUUUAUUAAUUAUUGGUUUAAAUCUCUUUUAUAUUACUUUAUGGAAGUCAUGUAAACAGCAAUGUUAAACUGCUGUCUAAUAUUUUAAAGCGUGUUUUUUCACACCUCAUGCAGAGUUCCGGGCUCCUUGCUUUGUGUUUUCUCUGUGUACAUCUGCAGCUGCUGUUUGCGGCUUCUUGGUAUAUUCUCUGUAUUUUGUAAUCAUUGUGAUAUAAUAAUGCAUGUACAAGCGAUGGUGAUGUUCAUAAAUAAGGAUCUCCUAAAAAUAAAGAAAAUCUGAAGCAGAAAUCAUCAGAUGAAGAUAUUUCAUUUAAAAGAGCUCUGGUACACACCUCUGUGAAGGAUAAAAAGGAUGCUUUUAAAACCGUGGCCAGCAAAAUAAUAAAAUAAUCGGGGGACAGAUAAUUGUUCACCACCCUGCCAGGGACGUAUUAGCCACGAGGCAAACAAGGCAUUUGCCUUGGGUGGCAUUUUCCAGGGGGCGGCAAAAAAAACCACCCCCAAAUGCCCAGGGCAAAUGUCUUGUUAGUCUUGUGGCGGCACUGGCGAGGGAGCACUUUCCCCUGAGCUCUCUGCUCAGCUCCCUUGCGCGCCGCAGAGUGAUGCCGGGAGCCGGAAUAUGAUGUCAUAUUCUGGCUCCCGGCAUCACUCUGCGGUGCACAAGGGAGCUGAGCAGAGAGCUUACUAAGCAGUGCUCCCUCGCCAGUGCCGCCCGCCCAGCAGCCCAGCAGCCCAGCAGCGCAGCAGCCACUGGACCCCAGGGAAAGGGAGAACCAACCCCCCCCCCAGCAUUCCCAAAGGUAAGGAGGCUGGGGUGGUUGAAUAAAAAAAAAAAAAAUGUGAGUGUGUUAAUGUAUGUUAGUGUGUGUUGGUGUGUGUGUGUCUGUUAGUGAGUGUGUGUGUCUGUUAGUGUGUGUGUUAGUGUAAGUUAGUGUGUGUGUUAGUGAGUUUGUGUGUCUGUUAGUGUGUGUGUGUUUGUGUGUGUGUUAGUGAGUGAGUGUGUGUCUGUUAGUGAGUGUGUGUGUCUGUUAGUGUGUGUGUUAGUGUAAGUUAGUGUGUGUGUUAGUGAGUUUGUGUGUCUGUUAGUGUGUGUGUGUUUGUGUGUGUGUUAGUGAGUGAGUGUGUGUCUGUUAGUGUGUGUGUUAGUGUGUUUGUGUCUGUGUUAGUGUGUGUGUCUGUGUGGGAGUGUGUGUCUGUUAGGGAGUGUGUCUGUUAGGGAGUGUUUUUCUAUGUAUGUGUCUGUUAGUGAGAGUGUAUGCGUGUCUGUUAGUGAAUGUGUGUGUCUGCUAGUGACUGUAUGUGUCUGUUAGUGAGUGUGUAUGUCUGUUAGCUAGUGUAUGCGUGUCUGUCAGUGAAUGUGUGUGUGUGUAUUUAGAAGGCAGGGCAUGGGUGAAGGGUGGGGUGGCUCAAGGGGGAGGGGAUGCCUGAGUUUUGUCGUGUCUAGGGCAGCACAAAACCAGGAUACACCAUUGCACCCUGCCCCCACCUAUGGUCAGUGGGUGGGGGAGGGCUAGUGUCCUAUACAUGGGUGGCGGGUGGGGACUAUUAUCUUAAUAACCAGGGAGUACCUAAUGUCCACCCAUGAGUGGAGACUUAUUUAAUAAUCAAUGCUACUGUACACCCUCUCCCAGCCCUGGGAAUCGGGCGGGGGUAUUAAAUGUGAGAAGGGGGAUGGACAUGCAAUUGUCCACCCCCUAAAGUUGGGGCCAAUUCUCUUUCUCACCUGAUUGGAAAAGGGUUCCCUAAGCUAUUAGCCACCCCAAAUAAAAAUUGUUCCACUUAAACCCUUCACUCUAAUAAUAGUGAGGACAGGCAAUACAUUUAAUACAUGUAAGAGAAAAAAGUAUAAUUGCCUUUAGAAGUAUUCUUUUCUUUAGCCACCAUGAAAAGGCCCAAAAAAGAUGGCUUGCCAUGGGGUCAUUACCCGCCAUGGUUGCUAUGUUUAUAGCCUCCUCCUGCCAUCUUACCCUGCCAUUUAAUGAGUAGCCUCCAACUGAGAACCAUGCCUCACCCACUGGCCAUGGUUGAAGACAGGGAGGUGGACAGUGAUCUAUCCACCACCCAUUUUGUCAUUUAAAGUCCACAUUUGAUGCCCAUGGGUGGUGGCACAGGGUUCCAAGUCCCCCUUGUUAUUUUAAAAUCCAGACCCAGAUUUGAAACACCCGGGCCCAGAUUUCAGCUAUCCGGCAGCUUUUGUUCGGCUUAAAUCUGAACCAAAUUCAGGCUUGUUCAGUACCUGCAUUGCAAAAUCCAGACCUUGUUAAAUGGCCCGUACAACAACGGGUGGUUUUGCCCCAUUCCGUAUGGUACAACGUGGACUUUAGUGAAAAAUCCUGUAAGUGUUAUCGGGUAUCACAUAAUGGUAUAGAACUUGUGCAGGAAACUUCCCAGAACUAUUUAUGGCAUUAUAUUACAGGUGUAUAUCACCCCACGGUCCCACCGUCCCACUGAAAAAAUACUUUUCAUUACCUUCUAUACUAGUAAAUGUCUUCCAGGCAUGUUCCCUUGCAUUCAGUAGAGUAAUGCAACCACAUAGAACAGUCAUAGAGUAUAUAAUUUAAUUAUGCCUAAAAACAUUUUUCAUGUUGUAGAAAAUGUCCAUGGGCUUUGGAUCUGGAUGAGAUAUUUUUGUUUUGUUUCGUAUUUAUUUUUAUGACAGAAAAAAUCAUUAUGCAAUAUGCGUAAACACGUAGUGUGUGUGAUAUCCUUUUAUACAGCAGGGCUUAGCAUGUGGGUAUCAUCACUUCACUAGAUAAACAGAAUUUAAAAAAAAAUCGUUAAAUCAAAUAACAGAGGUCAAAGUUUUCACUCACACAACUUGACAAACACCCUGUUGUGUUUCCACACGGGUACAUUGCCUUGUACUCGUGAUUUAAUAGAAUAAAAAUUAAUUUUGGAUAUCUUACCCAGUGUGUAGAGAUUCUGUAUAUUGAAUUUAUACUCGAAUGGAUCAUUUCCAUAAGUUCUGAUGGAAAGGUCCUGUAGUGUAGAGGUUUCUUUCUAAAACAAGCAGGUUCAUAGCUUACAUUUAUACUGUGCUUAUCAACUGAAUAUUAUAGUCACAAUCAUAACAAUUCAUCAGAGAUAAAUUUUGAAGAGUACCCCCAUUACACUAAUCAAGAAGAUGGGCUAGUUCUAAAUAAUUGGCCAAGAGAGCCAUUUAACUCAAAGUUGCAGCAAGAACAUCUUCUUAAAUCACUGUAACUCCUUUGUUUCUUUAGUUACGAGAGAUAAUGCUGACAACUCUGUCUGCUGUAAAUGUCACAUCUCUGCAAACCGCUCUUGAAAUGUCUGAGGUGCUGAAGGACCUUACUUGGAGGAGUGAAGAGCUCUCUGCAUCAGCUCAGGUGAGGACAAUAUCCAUAGAGUCAUACUCUGAAUUUCAGACAUGGUGUUGCCAUGUAUAACAAAGGGUAAGGAUGAACGAGAAGACACUGUGGUGGCCGAUGUCACCCUUAUAUGCACCUUAUCAUGUCCACGCACAUUUCCCUUAUAAAUCUGUUUACAUCAUGUGUGUACUCAAAUUCACAUUUUUGUGUCUGGCUAUAUGUAUGUGAAUAUAUAUGAUUGUGAAUUGUGACUACCUAUGUGUUAUGUUGAUAACUUCAAGGUCUAUUCCCAUCACUAAAGCCCCAGAGGCUAAUAAUCACCAAUAGGUGUGGAAUGACUCUCUCUGGAUCUGCUGCUAUAUUUUCUUGGACAAUAGACUGCUGAUGAUUUAGAAGGCCUGGUAGAUGCUGGAUCUGGACUAUGGACCAGUAUCGAUGGACUUACUCUCUACUUAAACUCUCACAACCAAAAAGAAGGAAGGGGAAUCUGAAGUUGUGCAACUCACUAGGGGUUUGCUCAGCUUGUCCCUCGUGGUUGACAGAAGAGGUCUGAUGGGGUCUGCUGUACGUUAUGUAGUAACAUUGUAUCAACUGCCUGAGAGGUAAUACGAUACCCCCAGGGAAAAAAAACUUUGUAACCUAUAAGCAUCAAGCAUCAUCUUUAUAUGUUAGAAUAUUUUUGGGGGUUUUUCCUGCAGUGCUAAGAGAAUGUUGUAGUAAAUUAUUUAUACAUUUAGGGAAUGGAAUACAGUAGACAUUUCAGAUUUCCAAUACAAGCACAGUUGUAAAAACAUAUUUUUAAAAAGUGCUAAUUUAUUAUUAUUAUUAUUUUAUUUUACGGUUACUAUGUCCUAAGUACCAUAAGCACUACAGCUCUUGCAAGAAAUCUCUGGAUGUAUCUCCUGUUUUUUUAGUGGCUUCAUAAACCUAAACUGACCUCUGCUUGCAGACAAAACCCUGCCAUGAUCUCAUCCAAAGGACAUGUUGGGUACCAGGAAAGAUUGAUGGAAUCUGAAUACACCUUAGAUCAGAACUACUACAGCUGAGUGCAGUGGUUAUGGUGUUUGGAGUGCUGCCUGCCUUAGAUGGCAGAAUCUCUGGUAAUCACACAAGGGAAAUUAAAAAUGAAACCCCCAUCAUUAAAGUGAUGGUGCUUUAAAGGUUUAAUGUUUUUAGCAUUAACCUCGAUUGGAAGUAGCGAUGGACUAUAGCUAUUGGAAAAGUGCUCCACCUGCUGUUGCUGUAAGGAGUGCUGGAUUAUUAUUUACUCCCAGGAGCAAAAUCUUUAAUCCCCUCCAUACAGCAAUUGGAAUUUACUUAAAAAUUAUAUACAUUCUGAGCGGCAUUUCAUUGCAGUUACAGAGUUAGAAAAGCUGCAGAUGUCAGUGCGGUCAGACUAUGAAAACACACAGAAAUAAAACUAUUUAAUUGCAUAUUGCAGCCUUGGACACUGGUACCUCGCUGUGAUUACUGCAAGUAUCAAUUUAAACAAUAUAUUGUAUUAUUAUUAUACAGUUAAUGGUUCCAAUGUGCUCUACUCUGAGCACAGAGAGGGAGGAAGAAGUAAGAACAAUGAUUCUGUCCUGGUAAUUCAAUGAAGUCAAAUGUACUGAAUGAGGCCCGUUUAUUAAGUAGCCACCACAUGCUUUUCUCAAUAUAAUUAAUAGUCCCUACUCAGGGUCCACAGUUAGGGAGAGGAAUGGGGACCAGGUCGCCCCCUAUUAUUUUUUACAGGCCCUCUCUACCAUGGGAUGGGGUUUUUUUAGUGACUGGGUAGCAAUGCACUUGGGGACAUAGGGAGUUUUAAAACGUCCUUAAUAGUAGUAUGGUGGUUUUAUUGACCCCCAAAACUUUGUUUUUUUUAGACACCCUUUUAAUGCAGUUUCAACAUGGUUAACCCUUGCCCUGCUAAAGUUUUUUUUUAACUAUUUGCGUGCUUUUUGCUAGUGCGAAAAGCAAUUGCUUUCACUAAAGUUCAACUAAAAUUUGUAUUUAGUCUCUAGUCAUUAUAAAAUUGGUCCUUUGUACAUUUUCCAAAUACUAUACUUACUAUCAAUAUAAAGCACUGAUUUGCAAUCAGAAAAAAGAAAAAAAUGCAUCCAGCAAAUAGGUGGCCGCCAAGGGCUCUGCUUAAAGGUGGGCGCUAGCGGCGACUUUGCUGCACAUUUGGGCUGCCCCUCUAUCAAGCUGGAUUCAUUAUUUAGAGUGUGCUGCUGACCAUGUUACCGGGCACUAGAGAGCACUUACAUGGCUGCUGACUGGCGCCCAGUAGUGUCUGAUAUCCACAACAGCUAGCAAAGCCAGGCCCCCCUCAAAGACAUCCACUUGUACAAGGAUGCCUUAUUUGCUGCUCCCACCACUUGCCCUGUACGCGCGGACAAGGGGUGGUUGCAUAGCGGGAAUUGGGGCUAUGACUGGGAGACUGAAGUUCCCCUAGAAAGCCAGGCACACUGAAGAUGCCUAAAACACAUGAACAGCAAACUGAUAUGUGAAAUGAAGGCAAGAGAGUUAAUGGGACCUCGCUGUGUGUGUGUGUUUCAGAGAAUCUGUGUCAGUCUGCUUCAGUCAAUAUGUUUGUGUAUGUCAGUCUGCUUGGGUCAGUGUGUGUCUGAAUGGAUCUGUCUAUGUCUUCAUCGAUCAGUGUGUGUCUGUAUGUGUGUGUCUGCAUGAGUCAGUGUGUGCCCAGAUGGGUCAGUGGGUGUCUGCAUGGGUCAAAAAUCCUUGCACCAGCACUGCCAGCUAACUGGUGCAAAUUUGUUUGGGCUAACUGAAUUCUGACUGGAAUUAGUUUUAGUAAAUUUCCAAAUUUCCAUUUCAGUCAGAAUUUGACCAGAUUUUUUUUCAUCUGGACAACAUCUCAAUUUAUUGAAUUACCCUGUGUAUCUCCUCCUUCAAUGUAAUGUGUUUCCUGGAAGUGCGUGGAUUAAACUGGACAAUGAUGUCAAUCGCUAAAUCAUUAACAUACAUUUAUAUAUAAACAGAGCAUCACAUGGAACAUAUUAUAAGUAAUGUUUAAUGUUUUCAAUGUUUUAUUCAGUGCUGUAAUUAGCAGAGAAGUGAUUGUAUUAGUUUAUGAUCUUCUACUCUCCAUUCAAGGUGGAAGCCAGCGGUUCUUUGAAGGAUGUCAGUGGGUCCUUAUUGACUAUGAGUGAUGAAUCAGACCAAACAAGGAAAGAUGCUGUAAAUCAUCUCUUUAAUGCUGUCAGCAAUGUGCUAGAAGCCACUGCAAGCAAUGGGAGCUCACAUAUGGCGGAGCCAGGAGGUGCGCAGGUAAUUUCAUAUAUAGUCUUAAAUAUCACUGAGGCAGAUUUAUCAAGGAAAAAGCAGUGAAAUUAGGGGCAAAGAUACAAUGUAAUCACCAUGGAAACAGAAUGACUAUCAACAUAUUGCACUUUGCACCAAAUAGAGCACUUGCUUUGCCUUGAGUAAUCUCAUUCAUAAUUAUUUGUAUAUUAAAACUGUACCAUUCCAUUCAGGGCUGGAUUUGCCACAAGGCUACCAAUGCCAUGGCCUCUAAGUGACAGGCAAAGAUCUCCCUCACUUGCCAGCCCAUUCUCCUGUGUCUCCCUCGCCUGUAUUAUAUCUAAGCAUUGCUGCAGCACCACUCUGAUAUAUUCUCUCUUUCCUGUCUGUAAGCAUCAGGAAGAAGGGAAUACACUUUUAUACCACCCCAGUCACCCCAGUAUAGCCCCAGUCACCCCACUACAACCCCUGUCAUCCCAUUUCAGCUCUGGUCACCCCACCAUAAACCAUGUCACCCCACUACAGCCCAUGUCACCCCACUACAACCCUUGUCACCUCACUACAGCCCCUGCCACCCCAGUAUAGCCUCUGUAAAAUACUCCCUUAUAAACAACUCAAGGAAACAAACUGUUACUGUGUAGUCCCUCAAUAGAUACAGUACUGUCAAAAAUAAAGAAUUGUUACUUAAUCUGGACCUCUGAACCUCUGAAAGUUGCAAAAAAAUACAGUAUCACUGCAAAGGUGCAUAACUCAAAUGAAAUAUUGUCUUUGAAGCUGUGACCCCCACAGAGGUCAGAUGACAGAAGGGGUAAUGUAAAUUGCAUAGGAUUGUGAAAAGGGAAAGAUGUAUCCUGUGAUUAAUCAACAGCUCUGCAAGGUGUUCGAUUCUACACUUGAAAAGCCUGAAUGUCUGGCUUCAGCCAUAUGGCCUGUACUUCUUAAUUGAUGGGUCUAUCUCUUUGAUAUGUUAAUGGCCAUUAGCCUUGUUCCAGUAUCAUAUCCAAAAGAAAAUAACAUUAAUAUUUACCCACAGAAUAAUAAUUAAGCCUCAGUUUUGUUAUAUUUGGAAUGUGACGAGUGCCAUCUCCUAAACAAGCCCAAACACGUCUGGCAUAACUUAACCAGGAAGGAAUUGUGAUGUCCACUAUAUUGGGUAGUGUAUGACAUAUCUAUGGAAUGGAAAAAUAAUAACAAAUUUGUAGAUGCAAUUAUUAGUUCAGUGGCAGAUACAUAAGAGAAGAUAGAACCAAAUGUUUCCAUUUGGAUUGAUUUGGGUCUGGACACAAGGGGGUGGUCACUAUACAUACUCCUUAACUCCACCUCUGGGUAACAUGUGGUAAUCCACAGGGUAUAUCUCUAGUGAUACUGAAGUGUGCUUGGUACUUGCUUGAGGGGCAGAAUCUAAUUCUAAGUGAGUCACCAUGUUUCCUACCAGAGACCCCCUGUGGCAGAAGUAUUUACUUUGAAGAGCUGAGUAAGUGAUUAGGACUUUUAUUUUAUCACUUUUCUUCUUAUCUGAUGUUGGUGUAAAUCAUUUUAAUUGUCAUUUAUAUUUUUGUGUGCGCUGUGACUAUUUUUUGAUCAUAAUAAAUAUUCCUUUAUUUAGUUCUGCCUUUGUCUGGUAAAGAAUCACGUUACCUGAAGAGACUAAUUAGUAUUGUUGCAAUUCCUUGAAUAUUGUGCUUAGUUAUAUGUGGUGGGUUUUUAUUAUUGAAUUACCUGGGGGACCCAGGCACCCCAUUUAUAAAUUGUCUUGGUGGUCACAGCGCUAAAAAAGUAAUAGUUAUAUUAUUAUGCUUAACUGUGGGUGGUUUUAAAAGGGAUUUUGUCAUUAUUUCCGGUCUAGUGCAGAUAAAUAGUGAACUUUAACUCUUUCACCGCCACAACUACGUCACGCACACUCUUGAAGUAGGGUGCGUUCGUGACAUACAGUAGGUUAAAAUAAAUGUAGGUCCUCCUCUGUAGAUAGGUAGUGUGCACCUUAGACAAACCAAAAAGGGGGAUGGAGAGUAUAGCUUACACGUUAUUAAAUGAUUGAAAAUCAGAAGUAGAAACCCUCACAUUAUUAAUUGGUGAUGGUAUCAAAAUCUACUCACAAAUACAUAUAUUACAAUAAAAACCUUCAAACAGUACUCCAGUGGGUGGUCAUGGUGAUCACCCAGUCGAUGCAGCACUGACUGAGACUGUCAGUAGACCAAAUGCAACUGGCUGUCUCACCACUACCACAUAAUGUGCCAUGCAAUCUCUUUUUGUUUCUCUCUUCAGAAUACAGUGUCACUCCAUCUUCUAAGCGCAGUGGAAAAUCUGCAGAGUGCGUUGCUAAUUGGGAAACUGCCAGAUAAUGAGCCCAUAAUCCUGACUACACCCUCUGCUACCAUGUAUAUAAACAGGUGGGUGAAAAGAAUACAUUGCUAAUUUAUUGAAGCAACCACACAAUUGUAAAAUAUUUUGACAUGUGGUCUCUGGCUCAUCCUAUUUCCCUUAGGUCAUUAAUUAUUCAAUUAUUCAAUGCUUUCCUAUGGGGAAAAUCUGACGCCGAAGGUCCGUAUGGACGUCCAGCGUCAGAUAAUGGACCAAGGUCCGUUUGGAUUCCAGAAGCCCUCAAGUGGCUGUCUGUUGAACAUUGCGGUACUAAGUGCAAAAGGGUCACAGCACCCAGACUACUUCAAUUAGCUGAAGUGGUCUGGGUCCUACACUGUACCUUUAAAUGAUGCUGGACGUCUUCACACUCUGAAAUCCCCAUAGGAGAGCAUUAAUUCCCUCCAUUGGAUGACAUUGGACAAAUUUAGAUGACUUACUAACAACAAUGUAUUUAAGAACAAUGUAACAUAUGUGCACUGACUAAUUUCUAGUUCAUAUUUAUUGUCGUUCGAAGACACAUUACUGCGAGUAUUAUUGCUGUGGAGCUCUGUUAUACACUCAGACACUGCAACAAUAUGGAGCUUUUAGAAAAGAGGGACUGUAGGAUUUAGACCAAAAUAGGGACCUCCUUAAUAGGGACACUUGGGAGGUAUGGUUGACUGUAACUGCUUGGGGUAAAGAUGGUAAAAAUCUUAACAGGAAGGAAACCAGACAGAACCACUUGCAUUUACAAUUACGGUAAGAAGGUUGAGAAGACUUGUUUAUGUAACGCUUUCUUGUUAAAUAUUAUCAAUUUCGAAAGCACACUGUAAAAUAAUCAGACAUCGUAGAAACACUAUCAUAUUAAUCAUCUUCCUUGAUAUGGGACCAGAGAAGUUUAAAUCCUCCUAUCUAACUGAGAGUUCUAACAUCUCUGAAUCAUUAGCUUUACUCGGCACAAUCUGAGUCACAUACUGGUACAGUGUAAUCACUUUUGUAACUCAGUAUGUCAGGAUUCCUGUGUGCUGCCCGCAAUCACACUGCCUGUUUGUUUUCUAGAUUCAUUACCAUUGAGUGGGAUGUGUGUUUUGUUUAAACAGAAUUUCGUACGGAACCUGUGGCAGUGUGGGGACCACAUUGUUAUGAGACUAAUCAGGAGCUUAAACUGUGUUACAGGAAGGAAUUAGUAACAAGUUGUACGUCAGUAUUGGAACUAAUAAACAGAGGGCCCUAGUGCUUUAUUUAGUGCCCCCUACUGCUCCAGAAACCUCUAAUUCACCAAAAAUGUCCCUACUUGCCUCUGCAAAACAACAAACUCUAUAGUCACAAGACCCUACAUCCCCAUGCCAGUUCAAUCUCUCCUUUCCCUGACAAUUAACCUUCUCCCUGACUAAAUUAGGUUUGCCACAUUUGCCUGCCUAUGAACCCUCUCUAUUCCACUAUUCGAUUUGCCACACUUGUCUGCCAACUAAUCAUCUCUCUUUUUGAUUUAGACUGGCACAUACAACUGCCGAUGAACCUCCUUCCUCCCCCAAAUACGUGGCCAUUUUACCCCCUAUAUUCUCAUAUUCCUUGUUAUCCACAUACUGUGGAAGGGCCCUAUGUUGGCUCCUAAAGUGCUUGGCCCUGUCAUGUUUUGCCCUCAAUUUCUUUCCUUGCCCUCACUGCCUGGCAGUCCUAUCCAGGCCCUGACUGGACGGGUCCUAAUAGUGGCUCAAUAGAAAACUUGCCAAUGACACUUAAGCACACAAAAUGUAGUUUAGACACACAUUCACACACCAUGCUUCUUACAAACACAAUCCAUGCAGUUCACAGAUGCAAUCCAUGCAGCUCACAGACAUAAUCCAUGCACUCACAGACACACCUUCAGUGUACUAUGCAGUUCACAGAUCCCCUCUAUGCAAUUCAAAGACACCUUUCACUCUCUGCUGUUCAGACACACUCCACGUAGUACACAGACACCCUCCAUUUCACAGACACACCAUGCAACCAUUAUGGUUGUCAUGCCCUGAUGGCUGCCCUGAUCAGGCCCUUUUUUUCUGGCAUACUCAGCCACCAUAGAGAAGUGUUCCUUCCUUUGCUGCUGUCCUGAGGCUAUACCCAUAUCAGGCUGAAACAAUUGCUUCCAUCAUCAUCCCGCGAGGAAGGCAGCCUGCAUUCUGGAGUGAGAUUAGAUAGACCGACUGAGUACCUCUGCCAAUCGGUGCUCGCUAAGGACUCCAAGCACUCCAACUGACACCAUCAGCACUGCAGACCCCACUUCCAGCAAUGCAGCUGAGCUGGGGUCUCGCUGUCUCCACCCACCCUGGACCCAAGGCCAGGAUCCAGUGGGUUAACCUCUCUUUCCCCAGAGAGCAGGAACAGGAACAAGCUCUUAGCAGAGCUUAGUGAUCAUACCCUGGGGAGUAUAGUGAUUAUAGCAAUCUCCAGAGUGUAGUUCUCCAAUCAAUAAUUACUGAACAAGAUGGGUUAAUGUAAUUUAUCACAGGCAGGAAAAAUACACUUUUUACACAUACUCUGUAACUUUAAAUAUAUGCAUCAUAUUCACAUAUUCAGAAUCAGCAUACUUUAAAUAUAAACAUAACCAAAAAUCAUGCAAAUCCUUCCAUUAGUUCAAAAGUUAGUCGAAAGUCCUUUGUGACCAAAUGAAGCAUGGCUUUUCUGCCCAAAACCAGUUCCACAGAGUCUUCUAUCCUGGAGAUAAUUGGGAAGUAAUCCAAUUAUCUCCAAGGACAGAGGCAAAACUCCAUUGAACACAUGGCAGCAAAAAGACAAUAAAAGACAUAAAAUCACACAAUUACUACAUAAAACAUAAACAUGCAACAUAUCCCCAGAUAGCUUAGAUCUGAGCGCACAUUAUUACGAAAUGGCGCUCAGAUCACAUACAUACAGUUCAAUCGCCAUGGAGCCAAAGUCUUUUCCAUAGUCUUUUGUUACACGAAUAGGCUCCAUGGCAUAGCUGUCCGGGGUAGCACUACUACCAUACUGAAAGUCCAGAACGCCCCGGCAGAAAUACACAAACAAACCUCUCUGCAGGGGAAAAUACAGCUAUCAGGGCCAUAGUCGGAAGGCAGGAGGCUAGCCAGUAGUCCCCUCCAGACACAAGUGGCGAAGGGCACUUCGUUACAGGCAGCAACUGGCUCAGAACCCAUUCCUUCCUCCCACUCAUGAGACCUUGCCUGAUUGUAAUCAAGAAACCUGUAUGUGUUCUCACCUCAGCUCACUUCUGCUGGUGCCCUCACUGCUCUCCCUCCCCUCAUGGGUGGCAAAGGGUGAGCCCAUAAACUCUAGUGUGCCAUUGCAACCUGCUACAACUGUAGGGAUUCUGCCCCUGUUACAAAUGGUUAAUGGCAACAAAAAAAGCAAACAGAAAAAUUAGAGGCAAUUUGCACAAGAACAUCGAGUGAUUUCUAAAUCCUCAUUGAUUCAAUGUGCAUUAGUUCCCAUCCUUGUGAUGAUGUCAGAUUAGGCAGAAACAGAAUAUGGUGUAAGUUUUGGGGGGUUAUUCAACCAUUUAAGUGCUGCAGUGCGGGUGGAGGGCAUGGGGGCAGAGGAACACUAUAGUGUUAGUAAUACAGUUUCUGGGAUCUGCAGUUAAGCUAGCUGCUUUGAUAAGUGGAAAGUUUGUAAAUAAAAUACAAGUAAAAUUAAACCUGUGCUCUGAACAGAACUGAGGCUGUGCACAGAGAGCUUUAAACACUGCUACAUAGACCCCCCCCCCAUACAGCAUGAAUACAAAUAGGAAGGCUGACAGAAUUAUUUCUGGGUUAUUACUGGGUUAUUUUUGUGUAUAGGCUAGUGUCUGUUAUUCUAAUUUGUAAUAUAAAGAGAGUUAAAUAGCCCAGUCUGCACUUUAACUGUUGAACUAUACUUGCUUUUUCAACUGUUCUGUAGCACCAUGUCUCCUGAUUUGGCUCAUGCACACGGAUCCUCUCCUACUGCUCCAUUGGUUGGUAACCUGUAAUACGAGAUUGCUUAGUAAAUAGGAAAGAAAUAAGAAUGGCGACCGUACAGCUACUAUCUUACGACCUCCUCAUUUAGUUUCAUGUUUAGACUUGGCUGAAUGUUACUAAGUAGCAAGGUUACUUACAGUCCUGGCUCUUGUUCAUGAUAUAAUUUAUGUAUCUGAUAAUUUAUCUGCAUGUUCCGUUGUUGGUUUUCUGUUUUUUUGUUGAUUGUAUAAAAGCAAAUGUAAAUUCUUCAACACACUUUAAAUUAACAAAACAAAAAAGCAACAACAACAAACAAUCUUAACGUACUGUUAUUUUCAUUGGGUACAAAGUAUUACCAGAUAGUUCAAACACUUCAUUUAUGUUUUUCUACACAGCAGAAUGCUCAGACCUCAUUUUAUUUAAAACAGACUCUUUAACUCUGUUGUGUUGGAGUUAUUUCUUUAUUUGUGGUUAACAAGUUAAAUAUAUAUAAAAAAAAACAUAAUUAGAAAAAAGGCUCAAAUUUGAAGUUCGGGCAUUUUUUUUAGCAGAGUUUAUGCAAUAAGAUCCCACCAUAUCUCAAAGAGGCUCAAUCAGUCCUGCUCACUUAAAGGGACCUUCCAAGCAUUCUAACCACUCCAGUUCAUUGUAGUGAUUAUAGUGCUAGUAGGGUGCAGUCGUAUUUUGAUUCAUGGAUGAACCCAUCAGCUGACAUCUCAAUCCUAAAAUCCCAAUUUAUUUUUAAUCAAUUGAUAAGUGAUGGGAGCGUUUUAAAACUUUAUGAACAACACUGCUGAGAAAAAUUGUUACAUGGGAUUUAAACAUGCUGACACAAAUUGACAAGGAUAUUUUAACGUUUAAUAGUUUGUGCUUUGCAGGUUUUUUGUUUUUUUUUUAGAUAAAAAACAACUUGCUUAACCUUUUGCAGCCACAAACAUGGCAAAUGACUGUAAAUAUCCAUGGAAUUGCAGUUUGUCUCCAACUAGGAGUCCAGCCAUAUGCGAUAGCUCUUGGUUACAAACAAUCUUUUGUUUAGAGUGUUCCAAUCCACUUGGUAUAAAAGCCUCUUAUUGAUAAUGACAUGGAUAAGCAUAACAGGUAACUGGGUUUCUUUGUGCAGCCUUGCUGUAUUCAUUACUGUUUUUAAUAACAAUCUAUUUUUUUGGCCUUCCUACAGACUGCAAACUGACCAUAUGGAUGGGGCUUCUGUGAAUAUUCAGGACUCAAAAUCAGCCGCCUUCACCUUACCGCCUCUCUCUUCCCUUAGUUUUUCUACAGAAAGUAAUGAUGCCAUGGAUCUGCGGGCAAGUAUAUGAUCUGCGUGAGAAUACAAAACAUUUUCCACUAGUCUUCCAGACUGCAUCAACUUCUCUCUUGACAGCCACUGUCACUUCUGUAAAAAUAGACAUUCAGAUGAUGGGUCAUUUAUCUCUAUCUGUUGUACGUUUGAGAAUGAAUCCACACUACUUAUGCUCAUUUUAAAGAGCAUAAUAUUUUAUAUGUUAUAAAAGGCUAGCACAACUAUAGAUUGGGAGAAAAGUCUAUUUACAAAUAAGUCUCCCACCUGACUACCAAUUCCUCAGCAUAGACCUCUGUGCCAAAGAUCUGACUGACAGGGAAAGCAGGAGAGACCUCCUACAGUGCAUAUGCAACAAUCAUUUUUACUCCCUAGCCUAUGCGGCUACCAUUCACUUCACUAGCUAACAGGUUCACCUUAAAGGGGCACUGGAGGCACCCAGACCACUUUAGCUCAUUGAAGUGGUCUGGGUGCAGAGUCCCUAUUGCCCUUAAAACAUUGUAGUUUUUGAGUAACUGCAAUGUUUUUACAUUGCGGUACUAAGAAAGCCACCAGUUGCUGUCUCCAGACGGCCACUAGAGGCACUUCCUGGAAUUUACCAGACUCCAGGUCCCCUAACUGACACUGGAAAUCCUCACACUCUACAUGAGGACAUCCAGUGUCAGUGAAAUUCCUAUUGAAAUGCAUUGGGGCAAUGCUUUCCAAUGGGGAGGGCCUAAUGAGCAUGUGGUGCUUGCCGUGCGAAUGCACAUUAGUUUCCCCCAUUGGAUGACGUUGGAGGAGGCGGUGUGCUGAGGAACAACAGUGCUGUAAUCAGGUGAGCAAAUAAAGAUUUUUUUACCCUUUGUGCGCUGCAAAGUGGGGCCGCGAAGGAGGGGGUCCAGAGGGCACUGUAGAGUACAACUAUUGGUGCAGAUGGGCGCCACAUCAUUUCUGGUUCUACGUGGACCAUUCACACACAUUUUGAGGUCACAGGUGUUACGUGGACCAAUCAAAUAACACCUAAUAGGCCCCAUUUACUGUACCCUAUCGUGGUGUCUGAUCUUAGCACCCGUUUAUGUUCCUUGUUCCUGUCUUAUUUUUCUGGUAUUGACCUUGCUAGUUCUUGACUCAGGGUAUUUCUGUAACCCUUAACUGACUAGUUUAUACGUCCUCAUAUUCUGUUUUGCUGAAUAUUCACUGCAGGAACAUCUUAAAUUGAUGAACGUUCUAAUACUGAGAGUCUAAAAGAAGUAUUCACUAAACUCCAAAAUUGUGCGACUUAUGGCCUCAAUGUAAUAUCUUUGCAUAAUCUUUUGAAACGAUUUAAUAUUCUUGGAUAAACUUUUAAAAUUCUUUUUUUUUUCAAAAAUAUAAAAUUAUCAAAUAUAUCAUAUAUAAAACAUAUAUCGAUAUAUAUAAAAAAAGUAAUAAAACAUUAUACAAAAUAAUCAAUCAUUUGAAAAGCUUUAUCCAAAAAUAUUAUAUUGAGGCCUAUAUCUAAAUUGAAAAAUUGAGGCCAAUCGGACAGAAAAUAAAAUAGCUUGGUUUAUUUCGUACCAGGCACAGCAGCUCCGUGCUUUGUAAAAUCAUAUUUUUUCACUGUCUGAACUCCCAUGAUCUUAUUAUUCAUCCUGCUAUGCUGUAUCUAUUGCAGAUGGUGAGUUUCUCAGUAAAUCCAUUCCCCUCGAGUGGCACUCUUGACGUCAGUGGAUCUGUAGGAGGACUGAGCCUUACCAGCACUAAUGGAACAGUCAUACCUGUUAAGAACCUCGAUGAUUACAUUGAAGUGAGAAGUUCUUCAUUAACUCAUUACCCGUGCGCACUGAAUCUUGUAUUGAAACAAUGUAAACAUCACCGUUACUGAUUUGUACAUGAUAAUCUAUAGACUGAGGCAAACAGGAUACCCCUGCUUUUGAGUAAAAACACAAAAGCUAGUUUGCAAGUACGACCCUAGGACAUACUUGAAAAUCUGAGAUAAGCUAACUGUGCCUUUCCUGGUUUAAUACUUUGAUGUUAUUAUUACUAUUAUUAUUGUCGUGUAUACGGUAUAAAAGAAAAUAGUGACGACAGAGUUUGCAAUACGUCUUACAAUGUAAUAAAUUCUACAAUGUGUAAACCGGAACUUUAGGAUAGAGCAUAUGUUUGUAUUUUUGUACUAUUAAAAACUAAUAUUUAUGCAAACGAAGUAGCUGUCACUAGAUAUUACCUCCAUAGGUGUAUCAGGGGGUGGGAGGGGCAAUUGCUCCCCAGAUUAUUUCCUUUCUCUGUGAUAAGUGUCCCUCUUUUUAACAGGAACAGUGUUGCUAGUCCCUAACUCAAGGAUCCGACUCUGUCCUAUUACCAUGAUACAUAUGAAACCAUAUUUAUUAGGAUUAGAGGACAAUCCUGGCCCAUUCUGGGCACAGUCUAAUUCCAUUUGAAUGAUGACCAAUAACCUUUACACUGUUUAUGACUGAUUGCUUGGGCGUACAGUUCACCCAUGUCCUUUACUGCUAUUUUAUUUUUUUUCACAGAUAAUACUGCCAAGAGGUUCACCAGUCGGUGAAGUGAAGACUGUUUUAAAUUUGGACAACUUCACAACUCUUCUAAUAAAUGUGACCUCUGUCAGCAUCCCUUUGGUGUUUUAUCUUGAGCCCAGCAGGGAUGUACCCUUCUUUCUCUACUUGGGAUAUGAGUAUUAUCCAAACGAAACUAAUUAUGACAUCACUACUUAUAUGGCUAAUGUUGAAGGUGAGAGUCAAUAAAUUAGGAAUAAAAAAAAAGUAGUACAUGUAUUGAUCAAGGCAAAUACCACUUCCUAAAUAUUCUUUCAACAUCUUCUCCAAAGAAGCUCAGAAAUUAAAAUUUUGUGUCUAUCCAGUUAUUCUGCUUUCUUUGUGGGAUACUGUAUAACUAAUAACCAGACUCCUCGAUUUAAUUUCCAACUUUGUCACUUAGUGCCUGCAAUAACCUGUCUCUGAUAACAGCAGCCGAUAGCAAGUAGUCGCUACUAAUCUCCGAUCGGUUUCCAAACGUGUUGGUUGGGUUUUGCAGCCUGGCUGACAAUAACGGCCACUCAUAGAUGAGCCAUUUGCUGCUAAUGCUCAGAAACCUGCGUUGUGUAUGUUGUCACCAUAGCAACCACAACUUGCUGGUAAAAAAAACAAAAAAACAUGCAUACUUUAUUUAUGAUUGGCCUUAGCAACAGUGUAUUAAACCGUGAUUCAUUGCUCUGCCGGGUACUAUCUUGUCCAGUCUGCUUUGUCAUUCGCUCAUUAUCUUGACAAGUGCACAUAUAUAAAGAAUAAUUUCUUGUUUUACGUCAUGUGUCUGGCCUUUAAUUUUAUUGCACUUUGAUAUGGUUUGAAAUCUUCUUUAGAGAUUUGUUGUAAUACCAUAUAGCCUACGCGAAUUUUCCCAGUCGGAUAGCGAGUUCUUGAUAACUUCUUUGCCCUAGGCAGGAGGCUGGUGAAAAGCUUUGUCAGACAUAUUAUGCCUUUAAACAUGAAUAUGUAAAAAAAUAUAUAAAUUUUUCAUAAUUUUCACAGAAUAUUAUUUUUAAUAGUUUCUCCCACAAUUAUCCAUUCAGCUUUCUGGCUCAGAGACAGUCGGUAAUGAGCAGCAACAGGGCUGGAAACCAUUCAGUAGAAAAUAAAUCAUUAGCUGCUACUACGCCACUUACUUUAAAUUGCAGCAACCAGUAACUUCCUGUUGCUGCUGAUAACAUUUUGCAUUCUGUAAAUAGCCACUAGUCACUAGCAUUUUAGCCAGAAGCAAAUGGCUGGUAAACAGUAGCCAACAACGGCCUCGAUUUAAUAAGCUAAUAUAAUUUUAAAAUAUAUAAUUUAAUACCGUUGGAAAAAAAUUCCAAAUGAUUAAUCUACAAAAAUUCCCAAAGAUUAUAAUUUUAAGUGGUGGCUUCUGUAGGUAAAUCAUUUGGAAUGUUUUUUCUAACAAUAUUGAAUCAUUUGAAAAGCUUAAGCAUCACUCUCACCAUCUGGGGACUCUGCUGAAUUCGCAAGGUCCCCCAAAUGUGACAUUAUCGCUAGUGGUCCUGCGGCUGCAGGGAACAGGUAAAAGGGAGAUUACUUACAUGAAGCUGUCCCUUGUGAGCUGUGCCACUUUUCUCGUGUCAGAAGCCGACGCCACUGCCGUACCCUAGUGCAUGUGCAAGAGUACAGCAUUGAGGUCUAUGGGGGAUCCCCCAAGAUUGCAGGAUCCUCCAUAGACACUGCCAAUUCCUUGCAGCCGUCACUCUUAGAUUAACUCUUAGACUCUGCCAUAUGUCUAAAAAAGUCAGGUGGAGGAGAAAUAAGAGCCAAAUUAGUCUAUAUAUAUAUAUAUAUAAUUAUAUAUAUACUAGUGUACUUAUCACUGGCUAGUGUAUGUGUUUUUGAGUACCUCUGGUUCUUUGACCAGUAAUACUCCAUUCUAAGGACCAGUAAUACUCCUUGACUUGGCUUGUUCAUUGCCAACAGUUUGGUGUUCUGUAGUUUUUUUAAGCCCAACAAUUCUAGGGACCAGUAAUAUUCCAUACCUUUUAAUGUGUUUCUGUCCCUAUCAGGGUUUGACCUACACCUAACAUAAAGGGUUGUCAAUCAGUCUUUAUACACUGUCAAGAUAUGCCAGAAUCGAUUUCAGUCGGGACUCUGACUUUGGCCUCUAUUGAAACUCUCAUUUGUGCUUUCUAGUAAAUUGCCCAUGCCAAGUCCAUGCUAAACCCUCCAGAACUCCAGUGACUUAGCAUUGGAUUCUACAUGGACCAUUAAUUAUCUAAAACACAGUUGCUGGACUUACUUUAGUCAAUACAUGAAUUGAUUACCUGCAUGUAGUCAAGAUUAGAUUUGUGUAUGCUAUUAAGACACGUGCAUUGGGUGAUGUUGUUAUUUUUCAUCUUUGGUAUUACUUAGGUAAUUCUUAUUCUUGGGUAAUAAGCCCAGAGGAUCUUUUUCUGGGGGAAGGAACAUAUUACUUGACUGUGAAACCUGACCUGGAUGAAGAUAAGGCUAGUAAAAGCAAUCUUACCAUAGCCAUAACCUCCUUUAUGUCCCAGUGUGUGUUCUGGGAUGAAGUAAAUCAAGACUGGAAUAACACUGGAUGCAAGGUAGGUACUUUUCAUGUAGAGUCAGUUUUAGGAAUACUUUUAUCCAACACACACAUUGAAUGCCAAUGUACAUUCCAGUCAUUCCUUUAAGGUUGAGCGUCAAAGACUGAAGAAGAGAACAAAAUAAAACAAACAAAAAAAUCACGUUACUGGUGUGUGGCCAUCUUUCUACCUCAAUACUAAGAAUUAGGAUGUGGUGGGCAAAAAUAGAAACUUGUUAGCAAGAUAUUUUUAAGACGGUGAAGUAACUUUUUUUGUCAAAACCCAUUGUAUAAUAUUAAGUUGCUCGAUUUAUUGAACUGUGACUAUGGCCUCAAUUUAAUAAGCUUAGCAAAUAAUUCAAUACUGUUCAAUGGUUCAAUACUGAGAAAAACAUUCCAAAAUGAUCAAUCUACUGAACUCACCAUUAAAGUCCAUUGGAAUUUUUGUAGAUAAAUCAUUUGGAACGUUUUGUUUUAUUUAACAGUUUUGAAUCAUUUGUAAAACAUUAAAUUAAGGCUCAUGAUAGGUUAAAAAUCUUUGGAUGCACUGAUCCAUGCAUUGAUGUCUGAUGAUGCCUUCUAAGUGCUUCUGAUUUGUGGUAAUAAAAUAUAUGCAUUAUUAAUUUGACUGGGAGAUAUUGACCAGUGCUAUCACGAUUAGUCUAGGAUGCAACAAACAUUAUCCCAUUCGGGAGUUGUUGCGUUAAGAUGCUUAGAUGGGAAUUGUAAUCAAAAACUUUUAUAAGCAUACAAAACAGAAAAUAAAGUUUUAAAUAAAUUAAAACUGUAAUAAAUAGUUGUAUGUAUUAUAGUUAUGUAUAAAAGUUUAGAAGUUUAUGCAAAUUGAUUUCUUCCUGCUAUAACUGCUAAAUGGGUUUGAACAUUCUGUGAAUGAUUUUUUUUUAUUUAAUAAGGUUGGACCUAAAACAACUCCUACCAGCACCCAUUGUGUUUGUAAUCACCUUACAUUCUUUGGGAGCUCUUUUAUCGUCAUGCCCAAUGCUAUCGAUGUCACCAAAACUGUUGAACUCUUUGCUACGUUUGUGGACAAUCCAGUUGUGGUUACCACUGUUGGGUGCAUCGCUGUUCUUUACGUGAUGGUGUUAAUUUGGGCCAGAAGGAAAGACAUCCAAGACAAUGCCAAGGUAUAUUCUUAGCAGAUACUAUACAGUAUAAGAAUUAAUACAUUAAAGGGAAACAAUGCUUAGAACAUUUCUAUAAUGAGUGAAUGUUCGUUCAGCUUAACACUUUUUAUAGCCUUGGUGUCCUUUUUGCUAUAUACACUAUAUGUAUUUUUUGCGAAACGUGUUGAAAUUGUGCAGGUUCUUGAUUUUGAUGUACCAUCUCAAUUUUUAUUACAUCUUAUCAUAAGAUUGUUUCUUCUUUGGUUCAAAUAAAUCAUGGUACACAGAUUGUACAUCAGUUGUUCACAGUAUUUCUAUUUAUAUUUCUAAAGGUCACCUUUAAUGCUUUCUUUGAAUUUUGUACUUGGAUGUUUAACUUCCUUUGUGAGCAGACACAAAUUUCUGACAUAAUGUACUGUGCAUAUUUGAUACAGGUGAAGGUCAUUGCAUUGGAAGAUAAUGAUCCAUUUGCUCAGUACCGAUACCUGGUCACAAUUUUCACUGGUCAUCGCAGAGGAGCUGCCACAACUUCCAAGGUAUAUAGUGAGGCUCUCAAGAAUUAUAAGUGCUUGGCUUACUAGGUCUCCUUAUCUUAGGAACUCCUGAUGUUUCGAACCUAUGUAGGACAUCAAGAGCAUGUGACCCAAUAGCUAGCCAAUGGUAGCUAGCCUUUAUUAGUCCAUAAGUUGUGAUCCAACCGUUUAUUCAUGCUAACCUUUAGCUCUCCGGUGUCUGGAGGACUUUGUGUACCAAGAUGCAUCACCAAUGGAACUGCUGAUUGGGAUUUAUGGAAGAUGGAAGAACCACAAGAGUGUCAGUGGUUACCCAUCACUACAAAAUGUACUUUUUAACACCAGUGCUUAAUUACCAUUAAUGGUACAUCAGUUAUCUGUAUACUAAUAUGUAUUGUCUGUAUACUGCUUUAGAGACAUUUAGGCUGUUCCAGAGUGUGAAGCAGCAGGGAAGCAUUGUUUAAAUUUGAGUGUGUGCCUUCUUUUAGAACUCCUAUGAAUUAAUGUAAAAUCUUCCUCCAAGGUGGCCAUCACCCUAUAUGGCUCUGAAGGUGAGAGUGAACCUCACCAUCUAUAUGACCCUGAUGGAGCUGUGUUUGAGCGAGGUGGAUCAGAUAUCUUCUUGAUCACAACCCUCUUCCCACUCGGGGAGUUAAUGAGCAUCAGACUUUGGCAUGACAACUCUGGAGACAAGCCAUCAUGGUAAGACUGGAUUAAUAAAGUCUACAGUAAAACCAUUCCUCUUUUUGACAUAAAUUACACAUUAGUUACUAUAACCACAUGGACACUAUACAUUGGUUUAAACUUAUCUCAGUGUUCUGGAUGUAAAUGUGAAAUGUACUUAAGAUAAAUAAGUCCUUGUGGUGAUUUCUGUAUUGUUCUCCUGUGUAGUUUAAUGAUACUGAUCCUUCCCAUCCUGUUUGCAACUUUCUAUCUAUACAUGGGUUGUGUACUCAUGCUGUACAUGUUAGAGAACAAACUUGUAAAUAUUUAUUUUGUGUGUUUCUCGAAAUGUACGUUUGUGACAGGGGCGGACUGACUACUCAUGAGGCCCCUGGGCAAUAGGAGAUCAUGGGGCCCCCGUGUACCCACCAACUUGCAAGAUACACAAAUAUACAUCAUGCCCACAUACAUAUGUUACAGGAAGGGUUGUAAUGUUGGGGGGAAGAGGCUUCAGUGGGGGACAGGAGUCAUAAUGUGUGGGACUGGGGCUGUAGUGGGCAGAUAAGGGCUAUAAUGGGCAACAGCAUCUCUAAUGGGGGGAAAGGCGCUGUAGAGGGGGUGUAGGGGUUUUAAUUAGAGAUAGAGACCGUAGUGUGAGGUAGGGUGAUUAGGGGCUGUCAUGGGGGAUACGGGCUGUAGGAAGGGGAUAAGAUUAUAACAGGAGGAUUAUAACAUAUGCAAAUAGGGUGCUAUAUUUGUUGCAUAAGCAUAUGGUGUGAAAAAUGUAACAAAAAACUAUGGUGUCUGGAAUACAAACAUAUCCCUGACACUGUUGUUGUAAGAACACAUUUUAGAUCCCUAGCCCUGCUUUUCUCGCGUUAUAAAGUUAUUUUACUCACUUUUUCCACCUAAAGUAGAGGGGGUGCUGGUGCAAGAUUUUUUUUAGGUCCACCUAUCGUAAGGAUGGAGAAAAAGGUAGAUACCCAUCUUUCGUACAACUACCACAAUACUUUGCCAGAUGGGCAACUACCAUUUGCCCAUACUUGCAGUGUUUGUAUGCUUGAAUAUAAGCAUGUUUUGAAUGGAGUAUGUGUGUGUGAAUGUAGGGAUGUAUUUGAGUGUAGUGUUGGAGUUUGAAUGCUGAGAUGUACACACACACACACACACACACACAUACAGACACAAGCAUUGACACGUAUAGAUACACACGUGCAGACUCACAGAUACAGACACUAACACACGUGCAAAUACACAUACACACACCAACACAUAUACAGAUACACAGACACAGACAUUGACAAAGAUACACAGACACACAAAUUGACGUACAGACACACAAAUUGACGUACAGAUACACAGACACACAUACAGAUACACAGACACACAUUAACGCACAUAAAGAUAUACACACAUACUAAUAAGCAUACAGAUACCCAUACACACACUAAUACACAUAUAGAAACAGACUUGUACAUUAACAGAUACAGACACACGCUAACACACAUACAGAUACAGACACACACUAACACAGAUACACAGACACACACUAACACACAUAUAGAUAGUUACACAUACAGAUACACAGACACACAUACAGAUACAGACACAUACUAACACAGAUACACAGACACAGACUAACAUACAGAUACAGUCACACACACAUACAGAUACACAGACACACACUAACACACAUACAGAUAACAUGCGCACACACACAUACAGAUACACAGACGCACACUAACACACAUACAGAUAACAUGCACACACACAUACAGAUACACAGACACACAUACAGAUAACAUGCACACACAAAUACAGAUACACAGACACACACUAACACACAUACAGAUACAGACACACACUAACACACAUACAGAUAAAGUCACACACACAUACAGAUACACAGACACACACUAACACACAUACAGAUAACAUGCACACACAGAUCACAUUACAUAUAUUAACCACCCCCCUGCUUUCAUACCUUUUUGGUGGAGGAGGGUGGCUUCCCUGGUGUCAAGUGGUGUCUGGCUGAAUGUGAUGGCAGUCUGGCUCUCUCUUCUCUGUUCCUGCCUGUUAAUCUCCCUCCUCUUUCGGCUUGCAGUGCAGGGGCCCAGUUGCACUGAUGAGAGGCACCUGAUUAUUUCUGUAGCGACCCGUGCAGGCGGCGCACUUCGAUGCGCAUGCAUGAUGUCGCCGUUGAGCGCCGACGCACACAGGGCGGAAACAAUCCUCUGCUCCUCCAGAUCCAGCUCCACUGCUGGUAACCAGUGCCGGUGUUCCACUAGGCCCGAGAACAGCGCAGCUAUCGCACGUUGCACUCGAGCGGUCGGCGCAAGUUUUUCUGUGUGUUACAGACAAAUUGGAUGGGUGGUGGGCCCCCUACCUCGGCCAGGCCCUCGGACCAUGUCCGAAGUGCCCGACCGCUCAGUCCGCCCCUGGUUUGUGACUUUCACCUCAUGUACUUUUUUAUGAAUAGAUAAACCUUUAAUAAACUUUGUUGAAAUACAAAAUAAGUAAAUGUACGUUUGUUGGCAUCAUAUAUUUGAUAUCACUUUUCAUGGGGCAUAUUUUCUGAAUGCUGCUGGUCUCCGGUGUGUCAAGAUUAAUGAUCUUAGUUAAUUCAAUGCUUUCUUACUGGAAAGCAUUGGGAGGCUAGUGCACAUGGACGGCAAAGAACUGCUCUAAUCAGGUGGUCUGUACGAGACCAUCUGUUUGAAAGAGUUUGAAAAAGUUUUAUUCCACUAUUUUGGCAAAAGCCCAUCCAGUGGCUGUCAGUCUGUCAGUUCCUGCAGAAUGGCAAUGCAGGAUUAAAAUGGGUGGGGACAUGGCACCAAGACCACUUCAUUGAGAUAAGUGGUCUGGGUGCCUUUUAGUGUUCCUUUAAAAUUAACCAACAUUGACAGGGAUGUUCACUAAAGUGAGAAUUCAAAGGGAAUUCAAUGGAAAUUUCAAAUUUGAUGGCAAAAUAACCGAACUUCACUUCUCUUUCAGUUUUGCGACACUGGCCUAAAAUUUUAAAUUCAUUUUUAACGCUCACUUUCAAUAACCCAGUUAAUCUCUAGUUUAUGGGUUUGCCAAGUAGACCUACAUUCCAGGGGCACCAUGUGAAAGUCAGAUAUGUCUGAUAAAGUGAGGGGACUUGCCAGUAAUGCAUUCCACUGUAGCCCUUAAGAGAACGUAAUUAAUGAGAGCUACCAAAAAUAUGGCAUUUCUGCAUUGUGUUUUCUGCCAAUCACAACACAGUAAAAUUCAAACUGAUAGUGACCAGAGAGUGCGAUAACUAAUGGCAACUUCCUGUAUCUUGUAAGUUGCUGACUUAAAAGAGAAACGUAACUGAAUAUAAACUGAUGUAAUGGUGUGUACUACUGCUAUUUUAUCAUUAGAUUUUAUAUAAUGUUAAUAUUUUCCAUAGCACCGAUUAUAGCAAAAGUUUGAUAUUAUUGUAUUUUUAAGGAGCAAAUUGGGAUAUACUUUUAUAAAAUGAGUUCAGAAACUUCCAUACAGCAAUGCUAAAGAUAACUUUUAAAGUUUAAAUUUGCCCUUAAGUGUUACAUGACUCUGACAUUUCCAGGUACGUUAACAGAGUGUUGGUUCAUGACAUGGAGAUGGACCAGAAAUGGUAUGUCCUUUGUAAUUCAUGGCUGUCCAUAGAAGUAGGAGAUUGUGUACUGGAUAAAGUGUUCACCAUUGCAACCGAGGAGGACAUGAAACAGUUCAGGUAAUGUUCAGCUUUUACAACUAUUUAUCCCAACCACUAUAAUCUUUCCAGAAUUUGUAUUUGUGUUGUAAUGUUUGUAGUAUUUUCUUCUAGAAUGAAUGUAUGAUCAUCAAACAUCUUCAGUCUUGUACUAAACCAGUGGUUCCCAAACCAUGUCCUCAUGGCCCUCCAAUAAUUCAGGAUUUAUAUGUUUCCCUGUUUUAUUCCAAUGGAGAUACUGACAAAACCGAGACUGUUGGUGGGACUUGAGGACUGGUUUGGGAAACACUGUACUAGACAACUCAGGUCUAUGGUUUAUUAGUGAGUUGCAUUUGUUGCAAAGUCUUUGUUCUCCCUCUUUCUCCAGCAAUCUAUUUUUUAUGAAAACUUCCAAAGGUUUCAGAGAUGGGCAUAUCUGGUACUCUGUUUUUAAUCGAUCUCCCAGAAGCCCUUUCACUCGGGUACAACGGGUCUCCUGCUGCUUCUCAUUGCUUCUUUGCACAAUGUUGACCAGUAUUAUGUUCUGGGGAGUUCCCACUGACCCAGCCGAACAGAAGAUGGACUUAGGUAAAGAUCUUCUCAUCAUCUUUCUUGUGGAGAAAUUGUGUUACAAUAUUAUAUAUUGGGAAGCCAUUGUCUAAAUGUAUGAAUGGUUCUUUUUUAUUGACAUUUAUUCUAAUAUAUUAAGAAAAUGUCCCUCUAGCAAGAGAGUCCCCUCCUUUUUUAGAAAGAAGAUAUUUUCAAUUUUAAUUCUACAAUUUGUAAAAUAGCAAUUAAUUACAUUUCAAGAUAAUGAAUCUGAUACAUUAAAAUAUUUAAGUAUUUAAAAUAUUCUCCACAUAUUCUAACAUAUAGCUCUAUUUUAUUUUAUUAUUAUUAGUCUAAAAAAUGUUUUGACUUUCCUCUGGCAUCGAGUAACAGUUGGCAAAAUGUUCACAAUCCAAAUUUUAAAAAAACACCUGUAAUGCUGUCAAAGUCAGAAAAAAUAUUGUUAUCUUAAAACUGUACCUUAAACAGGACUUUCUAAUAUAUCUUACACAGCAGAGCUUAAUGGUCCUCCUAUACCGUGAAAUUAACAUGUAAAAAUAUUGGAGCCUUUGUUUUUUUUAAAUUAGAUCUCAGGUCGAAUGUUAUAUAGAGCCAAGUGCAUUCACGUUGCUGAUAGGGGACCUGAGUGUAAUUAAUCAAUUAAGUUUCAUAUGGACAAUUCCAGUGCUUUAAUUGCUUUACUUAUUUAUAUUAUAGCUUAUGAUGUCCACAUCAUUAACAGCUUAUCAUCAGUUGUUAAUUUGUCAAUAGAUAUUGGAUGUGACACUGUAAUAUCCAUAUAUAUUAUUCAAUAUUCCCCAAGGUAAGAUCGAAUUCACCUGGCAAGAGGUGAUGAUUGGAUUUGAAAGCUCCCUCCUGAUGUUCCCCAUCAACCUCCUCAUUGUUCAGAUCUUCAGACACAUUCGACCAAGGCAGUCUAAGGAUUCCACUGACAAAGAGAAAGACAAAGUAUCUAUGCCACCAGCUUCUAGGAGAUCCCCACCAGAGAUUUUCAGCUCAUCUCUCACGUCUGAGUCUGUGAUUAAGGUAUACAAAUAUAUAGGAAUCCUGGAAGCACCUACAACCUUUUUUAAUACUAUUAACACAGAUGUUGCACAUUCGCAUUAGUUCUAUCAGUUACGGCAUUAUUUUGCUGUCAUUUACCUACGGGCAAGACACCAUGGGAAUCUGAGAACGCCCUGUGUUUGUUAAAGAGCUCAUAAACGAUUUAACUCACUCAAAACACACAAACCUUAAUUGCACCAUAACCACCGCAUUGAACUGUCACAUUUUAAAACCUUACAUUUUAUGUUCUAUAGAAUGGAAAAAAAUGCUACUGAGAAUUUUAAAGAAUAUGGAUAAUACAGAAUGAACGAAUGAAUUAAGAAACAGUAAUGUUUUCAUUCAAGGAAAGUUCAUAUAAGAGACCACUUAUAGGAGUUCAAAAUAUAAGUAAAAGAUUAGGGGCAUGACUUAUUUUGAUUUUAGUUUCCUAUUUUUUCCGAUUUGACAGCAGACUGGAGACUUUAAUUAAGUUAUAAUUGUCUGUGAAUUUUCUGGUCAUUGACAGAGAUUUAAAUCUCAGCAGCAUUCUGUAUUGAAGGCUCCAAUCAACCAUUUAGCAAAAAAAUAAGAAUUCACCUUUUAUUUCAAACAGGUCUGUUAAUUUGCCUUGUUCUCUUAUUCUUGGUAGAGCCUCUCACAAAAAUGCAAGGGGUCUUGAAGCAGUAGAUUGAAUAAAACAAAAUCAUAACCAUUGCAUUCAUAUAAAAACUCAUUGUGCUUUUUUCAUUUACAAUUUAAAUUAAAUAAGAUAUUUCUGAUUCUCUAAAUAUGAGCUUGUUAGGUUAAUGAGACAUGUUCCUAUUUUUAAUAACAAUUAUCCUCAUAUUCUUAUAAUGAAUUACAUCUUUUUACAUUAAUUGACACCAAAUCGGAGGAUUCCUUAUGGCCAUUUGCCUCAUUAUGUACUUCUACUAUAUGUAAUGUUUAAUUUCAUGGGUCUCCUCUUUCAUCGUUGACAACCUUAGAGAUCACAUUGAAAACGUAGAUGUUCAUAUUAUUUCAUGUAGGAUAUCCGGAAAAUUGCUAGCUCCCUGUUUAAAACCCAGAAGACAGCCUUGCCUGAUAUAAAUCUCGCCGAAACUGUAGAUAUAAACAGCCUGCUCUCUUUGGUGGAAGAUAUCGUCCUUAGACAAAACCGCGUUGGACAAGACUUUUAUGAAGAAGGGAAAAAGAAAGAUCAGAGUCUUAUUCUCAGCCUGGGCUCAGUGAACCUUCAAGGUACAUUACACAACAGAAUUCCAGAAGUAAAUGUAUAAAUGUCAAUAGUGUCAGACUGUAGAUUUAGCAAAUAACAUGAACAAUGUGUCUUUAACGUUCAUAGACAGAAAGGUUCGGUAGAGUAUAUAUGCAUGUCAGUGGUGGCUCUUUAAGGGUGCCUUGUAACCCAAAACAACUUUGUAACCCACAUUAAGCCAGGGAGGAGAGGAUGGAUAAUUAAUCAGAGAAAUAAUUACAGGGUUAUUUACUAAAGUGGGAAUUCAAAGUAAAUUUGAAACUUAAAGCAGAACUAAAAGCAGUAGUGACUUCAAAAAUGUUUUCCAAUUCGGUUUAAAAUUCACUUUGAAUUCACUCUAAAUUCUCACGCUAGUUAAUAACUUCCAUGAUGCCUAAACAGCUUAAUAUGAUGUACUUGGCAAAUGGAUAGUGAAAUUCAAAGAAAAAAAACGAUAGGAAAGUAUCUGUUGAUCCACAUUGACUAGAAUUGUCCACUGCCCCUUUCUUGUAAUAGACUGUGUAUGAACGUUGAGGCCUCGAUAAAACUCUAAUUGAUUAGCUGUUAUUUUUAUUAUAUGUAUUGAGAUGUUCAGCUUGGUAGGAAGCAACUGCCUGUAUGCGUAUACACCUACUUAAAUGGUGAUAUGCCUGGAAGCACUUAAAACACAAAACAGAAUGACACAUACAGAACUAUAUCAGUGACUACAUUGAAUAUUUUAUUAAUGGACCCUACUAGUUACUGGACCUUUGUGCAGUCAACAUUUCUCCUUUUCAGAUGAAACUAGGAGCCCAUCUCCAGAGCAGAGAGUCAACGCAAGACCUCCACGCUGUGAUCAGAGCCGUUAUCUUUACCACCAGCUCCAGCAAGUGGAGAGGAAAAUGGAGUUCUUGGGGCCGCACCAAUUCCAAAACCGUCAGAGUUACGGCCAGGCUAUCAGCCAGGUGCAGCACAUGAAGGAGAUUUUGGAAAAUCGGAUCCAUUCCACCUCUUCUGCCAGUGAAAUGUGAGAUGUGAUUUUACUCCAUGAAAAGAUUCCUGCUGUGCAGUGAUUUCUUUUCACCACAAGAUGACGUGUGCUCCAUUGCAAUACUACCUCUUUAGAAAUAACAGGGAUAUGAUUUAAUUUAGAAGUGGUCCUAUGGUAGAUCCCCAGCUAUUGAACUACAGCAUCCAUGAUACCUGACGACGCGUAAAGCAUCUUAGGAGUUGUAGUUAUACAGCAUCUGUUGAAAUUCCUCUGAUCUACUUGAUUUAUUUAUGUAGCUAAAGACAUAUCUAUUGUUGGACUGCAGUGCAAAAGGCAUAAAGAAUACAAUGCUAAAUUACUUAAUGAAGAACAGUGAGUGUUUUAAUGUAGCAUGGGGGAGUUCCAACUGGCUGCAAAUGUGUUGUCACUUCCUUGCUGCUGAGAUGAGAAUCAUCUAAUUCUAAAAGGAGAGGGUAUUUGUGUUCUUUUGUCCUGGUUAUGUAUUGUGUUCAUUUAUUACUUUUUAAAUUACUUGAUGAUGUCAACAUCCAUACAGUACAGGAUUCUAAAACACCAUAUGCCCAAUUAAAUAAUAAAUAGCAGAACAUGGCAUAGACUGCUGAGGUUUAAUCCCAGUGAGCACUGGACAGCUGGAUCAUGUACAUACAACAGAGGUUAACAUGAUCACGUGACGGGUGGUGGAAAACUGUAGUAAAAACUGUGCAGUGGAUGAUUAAUUUCUAGCGCACCAUGAGUUUGUCACGCAUGCAGGGGGACCAGGAGGCAAGAUGCCAACCAAAGGGAAAAGUUUUUAGCCACAUUUAGAUAAUCCACAAAAAUGGUGUCACUUACACUACUCUGUAUUCUAUAGAUGUUCAUCCAUGGGCAGUCUCUCUGAAGACGGGAAGAAGAAUGCAACCAAAGGACUUCCCUGGUGGUUUGUCUUUAUCGGCUGGUUUCUCGUUGCUUCUACAAGUGGUGUGUCGGGAUUUUUCACUAUGCUAUAUGGGUUGCAUUACGGGAAGGACAGUUCCAUCAAGUGGCUCAUCUCCAUGGCCAUCUCAUUCUUCGAGAGUCUCUUUAUCACACAGCCUUUAAAAGUAACUUUGUUGCAAUGUAUUUCAAAUGCUCUUUGACUGUCUUCAAUAAGUCAACAAUUAAAGAUGAACUGUCACUUUCUGGGAUUUCUUAUAAUAUACUAAUUUAUCAAACAAACUAACUACUGGGUAUUUCACAGAAGUGUAAAAUAAAAUUAAAUAUAGAAAUCCACACCAUUUUUUUAGGUACAAUCAAAACGCAAAGAUGGUGGUUCAAAGAUUUUGGGAGCUCUAAAAAAAAAAUAUUGGAGGGGUCAUCUCUAGCCGAAGUGUUUGGGAUUGCCUAAUGAAUCAAUAUGUAUGUCCAUCGAUUAACAGGCAUUUGAUUUGUACAACACAGCUUAAAGGAAUUUGUGCAAAAGUCUAGUUAAUUAUACAGUAGUGCCACCUAAUGGUAGUGUGUUUAAUUCAUGUGCACUAGAUAGGGCUGCAGAUGUCUAUUCAGAACCGAAAAUAGAAUGAGAUAAUGGGAAAAUCAGGUAGAAUUAAUAUUUGAACUUCCAACAUUGUCACGUCUCAUCCAAUUGCCUAGUGCUGCCUGAGGGAUGAAGGAAAAGGGAGAUAUACUUACCUGGAUAUACUUACCUGAAGCUGUUGGCUAUAUUUUGACACGCACAUACGAUGAAGUAGUCUCUGAUUUCUUUUAAGUAUAUGUUUUGAUUGCACUUGAUGUUCAGUAAAAUAACAUUUUAAGUAACAAAUAGGAGUUUAUAAAAAAAAAAUAAUGAAUGAGAAGUGACAGCUUGACAGGUGCUCUUUAAUGCUAACUUUUGUUUUACGGAAGGGGAGCUGGUGGUGUAUUGAUGUUUUCAGUAAUACUUAGUAAAAAGCUCAGGCGUGAGAACUUUGAAUUUUAAUACUUUUUAGUCAAGUCAUUGGUUUCAUAUGAUGAAUAAUUGAGACAAACAUAUGUUAAUCAUAUAGUCCCAAUACUGACAUAAAUAUGAACAAUACUUUAACCCCUUAAGGACCAAACUUCUGGAAUAAAAGGGAAUCAUGACAUGUCACACAUGUCAUGUGUCCUUAAGGGGUUAAAUAUCAUUUCUAGCAUUACUUACAGUAUGAUUAUGUAUACAGCGCCAAUGAAUUCCGCAGCGCUUUACAAUAUUAUAUAUUAUAAAGGUGGGAGUGUAACAACAAAUGAGACAAACUGCUCCAAAUUUUGAUAGGAACAAUAGUUUGAUGAGAACCUGCUUGAAUGAGUUUGAGUAUUAACUUUCAUUAUUGAGCCUAAGCAGUGCACUAUCAAUGUUUCCAUAACCUACCUUUCACUGGAUGCUAUCUGUUCUAGGUGCUGGGGUUUGCAGCAUUUUUUGCACUUGUCCUAAAAAAAGUUGAACCAGAAGAUGAAGAAGAGACAUCUCUAGGUGGGAGUCUGUCCGUACCAGGUAUAUAGAUCUCAAUCCUCGUUUCGUUAAAGGAAGUGUUAGCAUAUUUAAUGUGGUGACAGUUGGGGUGAGGGAAAGCAAAUUUCAACAUUAGAAGGAUAGUUGUGGUCACUUGAAUACAUUAAUGUUCUACCUGAAUUUUUAUUAAAUGGCAGCCGAUUGUCAGACAAUAAGCUGUGUUAUUCAUCAUGAAUGUUCGGAUAUAAUGUGCCCAGUUAUUCUUCGCUAUCUGGGACUAGAUAUUAGCUUCUGGUGCCUAAGAAUUUUUAACCUCCUGUGUUCAUGAAUAUAAUUUCCCUGGCCCUAGAUGGUCCUGUAAUUAGUUCUGCAUUAUUACGUGUAACCACAAAGCAAACUCCAUUUCAAAACUUUUUUUUUUUAAAUUGCAUUCAACUAAAUGUUUGUAUUUAACCAUAGUGUCUGGACAAGGGUUACACUGCAUACUAAUUGGCUUUCUGCUUUAUCUAAUCUAAGUCCCAGUUGAAUAAAACAAUUACCUUUUUAUUACAGAUGAUGUGCUUAAUCUGACUGCAUUUGCCUAACUCCUUCUCCUGAAAUGAUAAAAUAAACCCACAUAUUAUAAUUAAUAGCAUUUAUAUAGUGCCAACAUAGUCCGCAGAGCUUCACAAUUAUAGAUGAGCUUACAAUCUAUGAGGCUUUGAGGUUGGCUUUCAUUAGGUGUCUUUCCUAAGGAUGUUUACUGAUGACGUGAUCUGACCGGGAUUGGAUCCUGAGUUUCCCAGUUCUAAGAUUUACUACAUUGAAUCCUGCGUUUAAUUAAAUUUUCCCAUAAUUUGCCUUCUUUAUAGGUAGAAAACUGUCUUAACUUCUUUGUGAAAUGAUCUCUUUAAAGAUUAUGUAGUAUUUUAGCCUGGAUAGUCCGUAUCGGCUGUAAAUACUAUAUUUCUGUAUUCCGGAUAUUCAGGAUAACAUGAGUCUGUAUUGUGCAAUCAAAUGUGAAUUUGAACAGAAAAACAUCACGUCGUUAAGUUAAUUUUAGAACAUAGAAGUCCAUGUUUAUUGCAUAUCACAUGCCUCAUCUAGUUUCAUUUGUGAAAAUUUGAAUGAAUAGCUAAGUUGGUUAAUGCACCAACACCCUGAGGAGGAUGACGUGGUCUGACCGGGAUUCGAUCAUGGGUUUCCCAGUUCUAAGGCAGAGAUGUUACUUUAGAUUUACUACAUUGUAUCCUGCGUUUAAUUAUAUUUUCCCAUAAUUUGCCUUCUUUAUAGGUAGGAAACUGUCUUAACUUCUUUGUGAAAUGAUCUCUUUAAAGAUUAUGUAGUAUUUUGGCCUGGAUAGUCCGUAUCGGCUGUAAAUACUAUAUUUCUGUAUUCCAAGGACAUCAUUGAUUUGUUUAAUCUUAUUUCUGUCUGUUUGUUUUGUAUCUGUAAAGGGAGGUAUAUCCAGUAAUGUGAUAUUACAUAACAAAGCUACACCUGCUCUGAUAUAUACGUUUCCCACAAGGCCUUAAACUGCAGGUUUUUUUAUUAUAAAUUUGAGAAUGCGUCUCCUACAACUGUCGUGCAAAGAUCUGAAACUAAAUCAUCCUCACCCCAGUUAAAAGAAUACUCCAGGCGCUACACCAUUCUGGCAUCCUUCUCUCCCCAUUUUAGAAUGGUUUGAUUUCUUACCUAAAGCCUUCCAGGGACUGCUCCCUGCCUCCACUACUACCAACAGAGAGCCAGAAGUUCUCUAUCUGAGAUAAGCCCAGCGGUGCAGGGUCUAGCUCACUGUCUGAGAGUGAUCAGCUGAUAAUCUCAUUCAAUAAGCUAGCCUCGCAUUGAAAGGCAUAGCUCAGGAGAGCUAACAGAAGCCCCUGCUCGUCAGAGGUAUUGGCCUAGCAAAACGCAGGUUUGAAGUCAAAUCUUUCUAAAACAAUUUAACUACUUACAAUGGGAGGGCGGCAGGACACUCCUGUUCCCAUAACCACUACAGCGACUGUUCCUUUAAGAGUGUCAUCUACUAUUUAUUAUAGUUAAAAUUGAAUUCAUCUAUUUCCACAUUAACAAUGUCUCCAUGACCAAUAAAAUAUGUGAUCUACAGGUUUUUUUUUUUUUUUAAAUGAUGCCAAUGCCAAUUUUGAAUCUAAGCUUGGUAUUUGUAUUUAUAUAUUUAUGUCACUGCGUCUUUAAAAGGCAAGUAACCCAUUGCACACGACUUUUAAACUUGUGAUAAGGCCAAAGGUUGCUUGUAGAAGUGCACUCAGCAGGAAAGCAGGAGAUAAAUUAGGAAUAUUGUUGCAUACAUUGUUAAUAUUUGCCAGAUUACAGCUAUAUGUGGUAUCAUAAUAUUGUAUAGGUCGCUUCUAGAGACAAAAAGUUAAACAUUCUAAGAAUUCCCAUAACUGACGCCAGGAAUCUAUAUCUCAAUAACCUAUCAGUGUUAGGUAUCUACAUGUCAGGGUACAAAAUUAGAACACUGGGAUAGUAUCAGAAUUAUGGGAAUAUCAGCUAACUCUGUGCACUGGCAAUACAUCAGAGUUAUUCAGUAAAAUAUGAAUUCUAAGGAAUUCAAAGUGAAUUCAAAUUAAACUUCAAAUUUUAGUUCAAAAUAGCUGACUUGGAGAUGUGAUCCCCAAAUGUGAAAUUUGCUGAAUGGGAUUGCAUUAUCCUAGGUAGGAUUGACCACACUGAUAUAAUGGGAUAUCCAUAAUUUUGUGACCUUUCUGUAAAGUCCACCUGACAUACUAGUAGUUUCGCUGGGCUUUAUUUAAAGGAUGGGCACAUGCCGUGAGAUUAUAUUGCAGGACAGAAAAACAUGGAUUUAGUAGUGGAUGAAACAGUAACAAUCAUAUUUGAUUCUGCAGGUAAUCCCAAUCCUUUUCUGGAAUCACGCAGAGACAGUAACAUCUACCAGCCUCCUCCUCCCACCGAUGUCUCCAGGAUGAAGAACUAUUAUAUAAAGGAACAAAAAGUGUUUGGGUUAAUUCGAGAAAUACUGGGUAAUGUGUUACUAUUUGGAACCUGACCAAAUUAUUAAAACAGAAUGCCACCCUCUUGUGGUCCCACACUGCACCUUGAUUCCCUAUGUUUUAACAUUGUUGACCCCAUGCUGUUAUCUUCCUGAUUUUGGUGAGCCCUGCCCACGUUGUUCUCCUUCUAAGCUACAGUGUCUAUGUCCCACAUAUUUUACCUGCUGUCCUCUUGGGCUACACAAGAGGUGCCCAUUAAGUUGAGAAGACAUGUCAUAACACUUAGCCCAGACUCAAGCACAGGUACUUAUCCUAUGGCUGCAACCCUCUUUGCUUUAACAUCACAUCAUAUUUGUUCAUGGUUGCAUCAGUUGUAAAUGAACUACAGCUCACUGUCUAUUAAUGAACUCCUUUAGAUAUUUUAGUGACAGGUGAUCAUAAAGGAAAAAUGUGGUAUGAAAGAAUUUUGUAGAGUGUGGAGCCUGUUUUGCCUUACAUCACCGACCAUCAUUCUUUUGCAAAUCUAACGUUUUUAUUCCCAAAACACUGAAGAAUAAAUGACAGAGCAUUCUAAGCUAAAAUGCAGAAUAAGGCAAAAGGUGCCAGACUUUGACAAAUUCCACAAUGUGUGAAUUCAUUUUGGACCUAAAUUGGGAAUUCACAACAAUUCACAAUGUAGUGAAUCAGCCCCUUAAUGUCACAUUUACUAAAAAUCUCCCUUUUUUGUGUGCUUUGCAGCCUACCUUGGCUUUCUAUGGAUGCUCCUGCUGGUUGCCUACGGGCAGAGAGACCCCAACUCAUACUACCUUAAUAAACAUAUCGAACACAGUUUCACCAGUGACCUUGAAGAUGUUUGCAGCUAUAAGUGCUUCUUUACCUGGGCAAACACAACCUUAAUCAACAACUUGUAUGGGAGCUACCCAGGUAAUGCACAAACGUACAAACAAAAACGCUAAAAGAAUUUUCACUAUUGGGGUCAAGUUUGAAAUCCUUCCAAAUUAAGUUUAUUCAUAAUUUAAAAAAUGUUUUUCUUUCGAAAUUCAUUUAUCAGUUACUUACAGUUCAAAUUCUACUUUGUAAAAUAUUUGUGCUAUGAAAUGCUGAUAAUAAUAAUUAAAUAGUUUAGUCUGGGAAUGUACUAAGUUGUGUAAAAGAGACGGACUCAGAUAUUAUAUUAUACCAGUAGGUAUUUUAGAACAUUAUCGGUGAUGCAGUCUCUAGGAUUUCGAGUAGCAGAGAUAAUUGAUCCAUAUGUUACAUUAUGGGUUAUGGAUUGCUAACCUUUGAAAUAAGGGAUAAAGCCCCCCUUUAAAUCAUCUGACAAUGCUUUGGUAUUCAGCAACUACUUAAAAAUACCAACUUUUAUUACAUAGCAACUGGAGAGUUUUCUCUCACUAAGGACAUUUUGUGGUAUUGAUUUGAAAUAGAUGGCAUUAAGAUCCCAGGGAUGCUUACCAUAUGUAAUGCAUAUGUUACAUUUUUGCUUAAUUCUCCUGCUUUUUAUGGUAAGGGCUGCAGCUGUGAUCGUGGCAAUUCAGGAUAACAUGAGUCUGUGUUGUGCAAUCAAAUGUGAAUUUGAACAGAAAAACAUCACGUCGUUAAGUUCAUUUUAGAACAUAGAAGUCCAUGUUUAUUGCAGAUCACAUGCCUCAUCUAGUUUCAUUUCUGAAAAUUUGAAUGACUAGCUAAGUUGGUUAAUGCACCAACACCCAGAGGAGGAUUGACCAUAGGGUGACUCCUAGGGUCCAGGUGUUAGACAAGGGGUGCUGAAACCAUGAAUGAUAACAUUUAUAGCCCUGGAGAUACUUGACAAAAUAUAGAAAUCUCAAUAUAUUUUGUCUGAUACAAUACUUCUAACCUUUUUAUAAGGUUUAACGGUAUUCAGUAAAUGUUCGAGGCAUGCAUCACUAAGGGAACUGGGACCAGACCUUUUCCGUUGGAUCCAAGGUGUCAAUUUAGAGAUUUAUACUCUAAUGCCUCGUUUCCACUGAGCGGAUCGGUUCGGGUUGGUACAGUUUGGAAGGCUUAGAAUGGUCCAGCCCAUUCUGGUGAGCGUUUCCAUUGCAAGCCAGACCUUCAGGGGCCAUGCAGGGUUUAGAAAAAAUGCUCUUCCUGUCCACCAAUAAAUGGGUUGUAUAGUAGCUCCGCCCUAACCAAACCGUUCCAUUUCCUAUGGCCCUACAUCUGAAGCAGGACACUGGAUCGGUACAGUUCGCUUAUAUGGACCACUUUCAUAACGGAAACACCCAUAUAGCGAACCUUACCGAACCAAACUGAACCGAUCCGCUCAGUGGAAAACGAGGCAUGAAUGUAUGCUUAUCAAAUACGAUAAUUGAGACAACUGUAUUUUUUAUGAUUAUUGACUAAUUCUCUAGAAUUUACCAGGGAAUUCCAAAAUUGAGGUCAUAAUAGCUGAGGUGGAAAAAUAGCAGAUUGUAGAAUAUUUCAAAUUUGAGUAUUUAGGCCUAAAAAUUUAAAUUCUCCAGUCAAUGCCCAACAAUCUCAAUAUUAAAGGGUUACUCUAACCCUUUUGAGAUAGGGUACCUUUCCGGUGUAAUAUGCCCUACUGGGCACUGUGGAGAACGUCCCCCUCUCAAUAUGUAGUGAACCCUGCAAAAAAAUGUUUUGCUUACCUGGAUCCAGCACCGGUCGAUGUUCCCGGCGCUGAUCUUCUGACGUCACUGGGGCCACGUGCGUUUGGACCAUUUCGCCGGCCGAAUUGGUCAUGGUGGUUGGAGUAACCUUUUAAGGAACCCUCCUGAUUUUGUAUUCUUUUCAGAUCUUAAUUCCAACAUGAUUAUCAUUCAUUUUGCUUCUUUCAUCACUCAAAAACAAUUAUUGAUCUUCAUAUUAUGUCUAUUUUGUUCUAUGUGAUUCAGGCUUUGUAACAGAUGGUAACUCCAAGCUUGUUGGCACCACAAGACUCCGUCAGCUUAGAGUAAAGCGUGAUUCUUGCCCGAUUGUGCCAGCACUGCGGAAUAAAAUAGAAAACUGCCGUUCACCAUACUCAUUGGAUACUGAAGAUAUGGGUCAUUAUGAGGAAAACUGGAAUGUGUCUUCCGCAACAAACAUUACGGAAACAGACACUGCCUGGAGCUACCAGAACCAAUCCAAACUCAGGGGUUAUCCAACAUGGGGAAAACGGGCUACUUACAGGGGAGGGGGCUAUGUGGCACAUUUAGGAAAUGAUCGGAAAACUGCAUCCAGGUAAUUCUCAUUAAUCUCACGUUUACACGUAUCUUACCAUUCAGACAGGUUCAUGUUUUAAUGCAGAUUUUGUAAGGAGCACAUAAGAUAUUAAUGCAGAAGAAUGACAGUCUAAAUACAGUUAAAGUAAUGAGCUUCAGGUAUCUUCUAUGAUCUACGGUAUGUUGCUAACAAAUGAUGAGCCUGUGACUGUCAUUGUGCUGUCUUAGAAAGCCAGCUGAGCACAUAAAUAGGUCUACAUUGUAACACUUGGAAAGAAAACCCAUAACAUCAUCAUGUGAAUAGAUUAGUGUGAAAAGUCCUUCUUGUUAGAUAACUAAGGGUUGUAGUUGUAUAAAUUUCAUGUUAGCUGAUCCAGCCAGUGUUAUUGAGAAGAUCAGUGAGUACAUUUUUAUAAUACCUGUAUCUUUAGGUCCAGUUCUGUCAUAGCCUUCAUUCAUAGUAACAAGAGUGACCAUCAGCAGUCAGAUUUGUCACUCCACUACCAGUCUAGACCUCAGUUUCUUAUAUCGUACCCCUGAUGUGGUCAAAAUUAGUAGUUUCACUGCAGGGGUUAAUGAUAUAUGAUGGAAAAUGUUGCAAUUAAAGGUUGGCAUAAGUGGUACAUGGCUGUAAAUAUAUGUUAUGUAUGGUACCCAGAAGAAGGUUUACAAACACUAUGCUAAGAAUUCUAGACUCGUGUCCUGUCUAGAUCUCGUGUUAGCAGAUUCAUUUCAAAACAGCUCUGAGUAAAUUGGAACCAAGUUGCAGCCAAAUUUCCUGGCUUUAAGAAAAAUAAGUAGCCCUUAAGGCAAUCUCCCCCAGAGGCUGAUGGCCUACAACUCCUAGAAUUAUUUGAGGGUAAUCACUGACCAGAAUAUCAAGGGAGCUGCAGUUCAGCAACAUUCCUGUUUUAAGGUAAGAGGAGGGUUUAGAGGGUGAUAUAGGUUUGGGGUAUUGUUACGGAGUGAUGGGGUCUGUGGUAGCCUUAGGGUGGCUUUGGGGAAAGGAGGUUAGUGUGAAUGUCAGGUAUUCCCCAGGUUUGCAUCAGAAAAAAACACAUCAAACAAAUGCAACUGAUCUUGAUGUAUUACAGUUGUUUGUAAAUAGCUAAAAUCCUAAACCUAUACAGAGAAUCAGCUGAUUUUAACAGUUAACCAAAUACAGCAAAAAUAACCAAAUUUGCCUUUUUUCAAUGAUUUCACACAGCAAACAUAUGGUUAAAAGAGCUAAAUAUGCACACCCAAACACCAUUCUGCAAUACUACUAGUACUUCAGAUAAAUAUAUAAUAAGACUCAGCAGCCCAACAAGGAGUAAUGGAGAGUACAGGUAGAUUUUCCUACACAAAUGAUGUACCAAGUCACAGGAUGCGCGCGCGCACGCACAAACACACACACGUCAAACCCAUAUUCAACAUGAUUACUGUAGAAGAAUCGCAAUACAAGGAAAUAUGUGCUUGGCUUUUUUUUGCCACAAUAACAUAGAUUGAUGUUAUAAUCUCUGCUACUUUUAUUGGUAGUUAGUAACCAUCGACUUAUUUUUCCAGGGUUUUGCAGGACCUUUUUAGCCAUGUUUGGCUGGACACCUACACCAGAGCCGUCUUUGUAGAGUUCACGAUUUACAAUGCCAACGUGAAUCUCUUCUGUAUCGUCAAACUGAUAUUUGAGACCAAUGCAUUGGGUAAGAGAAACUUGUUCGGAUUCCCAUGAUAUAGCUGAAAUAUGUAAAAGAUGAGCGUAACAAAAAUGUUGUUCAAUUAAAACAACCAUGUAGUGCGAGUAGUUUGAAAUGAAACAUAGAAACAUAGAAACAUGUGACGGCAGAUACUUAAACUCCUUUACUGUGUUAACCUCUACCACUUCAGCUGGAAGGCUAUUCCAUGCAUCCACUACCCUCUCAGUAAAGUAAUACUUCCUGAUAUUAUUUUUAAACCUUUGUCCCUCUAAUUUAUGUACUCUUGUUGUGGUAGUUUUUCUUCUUUUAAAUAUAGUCUCCUCUUUUACUGUGUUGAUUCCCUUUAUAUAUUUAAAUGUUUCUAUCAUAUCCCCCCAUCUCGUCUUUCCUCCAAGCUAUACAUGUUAAGAUAGAAACAUAGAAUGCUUUGCAAUGAGGAAGGAACCCUAUCCUGAUAAGCAUGUACUACAAGUGUGCAAGAUUCUCUAGUGGGUUGGUGGGAAACAGAACCAGUUGGACCAGUAACUGAGUUCUUUGCUCAAAGAGUACCUGACGUGACAAUACAAGUUAAUCUUAAAUGAUAGAAAAUCAGAUUUAAUCUAUACAAUAUUCUAGUAGAAUUGGUGGUAAAUUCAGUAUAUGCCAAUAGGCUGUAUUAUAGAAACACUCUGUACAGAUCCACCCUUUCUCUUUCUUCAGGUGCGUUCUUUACUCACAGUGAACUUCAGAGCAUUCGUCUCUAUCCAUUCACGGACGGCUUACAUAUCUUCGUUGUUGCUGCGGAAGUUAUUUAUUACCUGUUCAUUAUUUACUACAUGGUGGUGCAGGUAAGACUGGCAAAGCUACUAGUCUGAGGAUUGCUAGCUGUAACCAAAGGUCCUCCAAAAUGUUCCACAGGCCUCUGAAACAUAUGCAUUGGGCAGAACAUAAAAAUCUGCAUGUAAAUCACCCAACACAGACACGCAGUAUGUACUUACAUGUUGAUACACAAUGAUCUCUCCAAAUCGAUUAGGCACAUGAGGAAAAAAUAGAAAUAAGAACACAUAAUAUAGACUGUCACCAAAAUGGUUCAAAGGGUUACACCGAGCAUCACUACCGCUACCUAUGUUUCGUGUAUGGGGGUGACGUGUCUUACAUGAGGCAAAUAAGGCACCAGGCUUGGGCGGCACUUUGCAGGGGGCGGCAAAAAAAGUCGCCCCCAAAGGCCCAGGCAGAUCCCUUGCUUGCCUUGUGUCCUGGGGGGCUCAAGAGCUGGCCAGCUGGCCACUUUUGAGCCCCUCCCCCCCCCCGAGGCAGGUGGCGGGCAGCGAGAGAGUAUACUCACCGGGAGCUCUUCCUGCUCAGCUCCCUCCGCGCCGCCUAAUGAAGCCGGGAACCAGAAUAUGACGUCACUCCGGCUCCCAGCAUCACUAAGCGGUGCGCAAGGGAGUUAAGCAGGAAGAUUAAAGCUCUUUCGCCGCCUACUCAGACUGUCUGCACCCUGCCUACCCAACCAGCAGCCCCAUUGGACUGCAGGUAAGCAAUCCACUCCAGCUCUCCAAGGGAGGCUGGGUGAAUUUAAAAUAACAUUUUAAAAAUAAUAAUUUGUGAGUGUUGGUGGAAAUGUGUGUGUGUGUGUCUGUAAGUGUGUGUGUGUCUAAGUGAAUGUGUGUGUGUGUGUGUGUGUGUGUGUCUGUGAGUGAAUGUGUGUCUAAGUGAAUGUGUGUGUGUGUCUGUAAGUGAAUGUGUGUGUGUGUCGGACAGUGAGUGCAUGCAUCUGUCAGUGAGUGUGUCGGUCAGUGAAUGUGUGUGUGUCGACAGUGAGUGUGUAUGUGUCGGUCAGUGAGUGCGUGCGUCUGUCAGUGAGUGUGAGUCUGUCAGUGUGUGACAGAGUAAUAGUGUGUGUCUGUCUAUCAGUGUGUCAAAUCAGUGAGUGUGUGUAUGUCAUUGUAUGUCAGUGUAUAUGAGAGUGUAUGUCUGUCAAUGAGUGUGUGCGUCUGUCAGUGAGUGAGUGUCUGUCAGUCAAAGUGCGGCUUUGACAGGAAGGUCUGGGGAAAAUUUUAAUUGGGGGGGUUGCCUGAGCACUGUCCUGCCUAUGGCAGCACAAAUCCUAAAUACACCACUGGCUGAGGAGCUGGAAGAAAGGUGCGUAAAAUCAACUUUUUAAAGUAUAGAGAGGGGGACCUGAGGCCGGGGGCCUAAAUAAUCAUUUUAACACUAUAGUAUCAGGAAUACAUGUUUAUUAUUAUACAUUAUUAUUAUUGUUCUUAAUCGUUGCUAGUGAUGGGGCUUUGGGGGAGGAAUCCCUGCAUGUUUGACUAUUCAGCCCUCGAUCUCAAAAGCUAAUAGAAGGGAAAUGAAGAUAUUGGUGUUUUUUUUUUUUUUUACUCAAAGUAACUACCUGAUACUACUUAGUGCGCCACCAGGCUACUAAGUAGGAGGGAGUGUUGCCCUCAGGUAACUUUUGGGAGAGGGUGCUGGAGAAUAUAACUUUAAGGCACACACCUCUAUCAGGUAGGUAGCACGGCAGGAUCACCUGGAAUCCAUGCCAUGCAUCGUGUUUGUUCCUGGCUAUACUGUCAUUGAGAUCAUGGAGAGUGUCAGUAGCAUGCUUUUCAUGGGUAUCGACAUAGAAAGACAGUGAUAUGUUAUGACAUCCCCACGUCUCUGUUAGAGUAGGGGUUAUCAAGUUUUCUUUUGGGCACAAACCCCAGGUGUUUCUAGAACCUCACAACACCCCUGAUAUUGACAUCUCUCUGAUUGUUCUUCUUUUACUAUUUUAUUAAAGGGUAAACUCAUGAAGGAACAGAAGUGGGGCUAUUUCCGGAGUAAGUGGAACCUGCUGGAGUUGGCGAUAAUCAUUAUUAGCUGGAGCGCUCUCUCAGUGUUCGUGAAAAGGACAAUCCUUGGCUCAAGGGACAUCAGCCAUUAUCAGAAACACAAAAACGAGUAAAUACCCAACAUGUCUUUCUGUUUGUGGGGCUUCUAUUCUCAACCCAAUGACUACAAAAAUAGUUGUCUGGUUUUAACUCAGUGAUGACCAAGGAAUAGCAUAAUUUGGCUUUAUAUUGAGUACCCUCCUCACCCUUCAGAGGACGGUACUCAAUAUAGAGGAUAGUAGAGCUCCAAACACAAAGUCCACUGGUUUCAAUUUAUCAAAAUAAACAGAUGUAUCAUAAUCUAGAUAAUCUAAAUAUAAAGGUUUAGACAGGAGAACAAGUAAUACAGAACGGUAUAGUUACGGUAUAGCCGUACUGCCCCGCUACAGUCUGUAAUGAAUGCUGCCGCCAGGCUGAUUUUCCUCUCCAGUCACUCCUUUUACUCCUCACCCCUCUGUCAGUCCUUACAUUGGCUUCCUGUAUCCUACAGGAGUCAAUUCAAAAUACUAAUCCACACCUAUAAAGCACUGAACAAUUCUAGCCCUUCUUAUAUCUCUUCACAGAUCCAUAGUUAUACCCCUCCUCGUUCCCUCCGCUCUGCCCAUGACCUUCUCCUGUCCGCUGCUCACACACGUACGGCCAACUCGCGCUUGCAGGACUUCUUGUGGGUGGCUUCCUUCCUAUGGAAUCGCCUGCCUACCGCCACCAGACUGUCCCCUAGUCUUCAAUUGUUCAAGAAGUGCUUUAAAACCCAUCUGUUUAGGAAAGCUUAUGGCCUCCCAGAGUGACCUAUCCCUCAUAUACCUGUCUCUUGCUCUCUCCUAAAGGGCAGCACUCUACUCUCUCCUCAGGCUCUGCUUCACUCCCACCUUGUCUAAUUUGUAAUCUCCUGUCCUACUGUGUUUUACACCCCACCUCCUAUCGACUGUAAGCUCGUUUCGGCAGGGUCCUCUUCAACCUAUCGUUCCUGUAAGUUUUCUUAUAAUUGUUCUAUUCAUAGUUAAAACUCCCCCUCUUAUAAUAUUGUAAAGCGCUGUUGGUGCCAUAUAAAUGGCAAUAAUAAUAGUUAUAACAUUAGACUCAUAUUUAACUUUAUUAAAAGAUAGCAUAAAGACUGAUUUAAAGUCAGAGAGGAAGGGGGGGGAGAGAAAAAAAUCCAAGAAUGUGUAUUAAGAGGGUUUAUUGGGCUUAUAGCAAGUUGUAAAUGCCGAGUGAGUGUGAGCGAUGCUGAAAUGAAGCGUUGUUACAUUGCCAGUCGUUUCUAAGUGACUCUGCUAGGCCUGGGAAAGGCUGGUGGGUAUCCACCUUCUAGAUGCUGUAUGCAGUUAUGUGUGCAUCUAUCACAAUUUAUAGUCUAUAGCAUUUCUAGUGUUUACAAGGGACAAGGUUACCCUGAUGAACCCCCAACAUCUAAGGACUGAAUUACAGUACACACUGCAUUUUAAGCUGUAAUGAUACUUCUUCUUAUAAACAUUGCUCUCUAUUAAAAGUCUAAACCUUAAGUGUGCAUUUUAAAGUGAAUGUAUUGCUAAAUAGGGUGAUUGAUUGUGCUCUGUAAUUGAAACAAGUAUCUCAUAUCACAGUCAGCUUUUUUUCUUCAACCAAAACAAAUUCCUUUGAAUGAAACACUUUAGCUGCAGAACAUGCGCCGUGGUAAUAUAUGAGGCCAUCAGGUGGAAUGGGUUUCCUGUGCUAUACUGGAUGUGGUAGUAUUGAGAGUAAACGUCAGUUGUACGCUGUUUCUGCAGAAAAACUGGGCUUAAUUUUAGCAACCAUCAUAUUUUGUAUAUAAAGAUCCUUUUAAAAAAAAAAAAAUGCUUAAAAUGGUCUCCAAAUGUCAUGGGCUGCUCCUACUGCAAGCACUGUCAGGCAAAGACUUUCAAAGACUUUGAAGCAUUUAAAAAACGCAAUCCUCAAGUUUCCAUUUGACAAAAUGCUCAGAGGAUGGAUAUGACUCGUACAAGGUGACAGAAACCCCCGUCUGAAUGUAAAGAAUGUUCCCAGCAUGCAUUGUGAUCUACUGUAUUUGUUUGGAAUGAUGCCAACUACACCGUCGCCUUGAGACAGAGGAAUCAUUUUAAAGAGUAGAGAGGGACUGGAAUUGCCUGGUUACCUAGGUUUCAUAGAUGUUUAUUUAUUUACAGUAAGUAGUCCCAGGAAAGUAGUUUUGCUAAUCACUACCAAGCCAUUUUUGGUUAAACAUAAACAUUGCAGCUUAUUGUAGUGGCUAUGCUGCUACAAGGGUACGCAAGAUGCUCCAUCGGUUUUUGUAAAAUGAUUUUCAGGUCUUGAAAAAUACAACUGUGUCCGUUGAAACAUUGUCAUUCUAAUACUUGUUGCUACAUUCCAGGGAUCUCCGUUUAGGUGAGAAUAUUUAAAAACCAAGUGAUGCAAAUACCACCAAAACAGUGUUUUGUUUGCUAGUGCCUUAUGACUCACACAAAUGAAAAAGUAAGCGGUAGCUUCUCAGAUAUCAUACCAGACACGGGGUUACUUAGGGGUGCUCGAUCUCUCUUCCAAGCAGCCUUCGUUACCCCAGAUGUUGUGGAUUAUAUCUCCCCUGAUGCUUUGCUAACAUUAUGGCUGUAAGAGCAUUAUUGGAAUUGUAGUGCAGAAUAUCUAGACUGCCAAAGGAUGCUUACCCCUGAUAUAGGAUAAUGACAUUUGAGUGGCAUGUGCAACCAGAGAUGUACAUAAUAUUGAGAUUUGGUCUUUUGCAUUGAGAUGUGAAAGUCAAGUGUGUUCAUACAAGUCUCUGCCUGUUUUACUGUUGAGACAGAGGCUAAACAGUAAAAGUGUGCUUGAAGUGGCCAGAUAUGUCGGAGUAGGCAAUUACUUGGUUUUGAAAUAUUAUUUUCUAUGUAAUGUCACCGAACACAACACACACACACACACACACACACACACGCAUUUCACAAAGAUAAAAUCUAGAUGAAAGGCUCAAAAAGAGUAUCGUAAGAGUUACCAUAAGACAAGGUAGGUAGACUACUCAGUCUUAUGGUAAAUCCUCUAGUUUGUCAUUGCCUCCUGUCGUCGCUAACAAUGGCUAAAGGGAAAAGGUUAUGGUCUCGCUCAUCGCAAGACAAAAUCUAUGGAGGCUCCUGCAGAAUCCUCCACAAGUGCUAGGGUUGUACUCUCAUACAUGUGCAAGAGUACAGCACUGAUACGGACUCCUGGCAGAUGAUGUGCUAGGAACUGCACUCUACCCCUGAGCCACUACACCCCAAUGUGGCAAUGUCACCAUCGUGGGUCUUUGCAAGAAAAUCAAAGAACCCAGAAGGCAAUAGAGCUCCUUAAAUUGCCCCAGUGUUAACUUCUACCUACAAAACCAAACCAAUAAUGCAUAUAUAAAUCAGUAUUUAAAUAUAUUUUUAAGAGAUUGUAUGAUAUUGGGGUGGGUGGGGGGGCAUGGAAUUUCCAUAGUAAUUAUUUGACAUACAUUAUGAACAAAACUAUAUCAAGUCUCCUACCUCGGAAGUGAUCAAUGAUUUUAAUAUGUGGAAUUGGCAGAAAAAACUUUCAGAAACUCGUUAUCUGUGUUCAAAUUCAGAACUCUUUCAAUAUUAAGAUCUUACAUUAUAAUUAUUUUCUGCAUUGGAUUCAGUUUGGGAAUUUCAUGUUCCAAAAACACUCAUUUUCUAAUCAGAGAAAAACCCAUAAAAGUCACAGCAUAUCCAUAAAUUUCCCUUUUUUGUUGUCAUCCUGAUUACUUUUUGUUUUGUUUUUCAUUUAAGGUUUGUAAGUUUUAAUGAAACGGCUGUAACGGAUGCAGCCCUGGGGUACCUGAUUGCUUUUUUGGUGCUGUUGUCAACCAUUAAGUUGUGGCAUCUUCUCCGACUCAAUCCCAAAUUGAACAUGAUCACGGCAACGCUCCAGAGAGCCUGGGGCGACAUAUCUGGAUUUAUUAUAGUUAUUGUCAUAAUGUUCCUGGCCUAUUCUGUUGCUGUAAGUAGAUCUGGUUUUCUUUUUUACUUGUCUUUCUUGUGAAUUCUUAAAAUGUUGUUUUACUACAAACAUGAAAACAAAAUGGUGGUAUGAAGUGUUGCUUUAUCGAUGAAAGAAGAUGGGUAGUUACAAUCAACAUUAAGAAAUUAAGGCCUUGAUUUAAAUUUGAAUCGGAAUCAGAAAUUAUUCUAUUAUGUUAGAACAAACUUUUAAAAAUGAUUUGGCUACAGAAGUCAGCAUUAAAAUCUAUGGGAAUUUUUGUAGAUAAAUAAUUUGAAAAGCUUUAUCAAUCAUUUCAUAUACUGAUUUAAACUAAUUAAAUUGUGGCAAAUGUACUUUGUAAAUUUUAAUUGAUGGCAAACAGUUCCCAGAUCAGAAAAAAAAAUCACAAAAAGGCUGUAAUUUCGACCAUCUUUCUGUCUAGAUAACCACGUGUCCAUGUGGUUUCAAGAUACUUUUUAUCCUCUAAUUCUAGUGCAAUGUGAUAUUUGGUUGGAAGCUUCAGUCCUACAAAACGUUGUUCGAUUCAGCAAAAACCAUGGUCAGCCUUCAGUUGGGGAUCUUCAACUAUGAGGAGGUAUACGUGACCGCUUGUUUCGGGGGUCGGGCACCGGUAAUACGUGUCCGGUUACUGAAUUCUUGUUUUCUUGUGUCAGGUCUUGGAUUAUAAUCCUAUUUUGGGCUCCUUCCUAGUUGGAUCGUGCAUCAUUUUCAUGACAUUCGUGGUAAUGAAUCUCUUCAUAUCUGUUAUACUGGUAGCGUUUACCGAAGAACAAAAACAUCACCAGGUAAAAUUACAGUCCCAAUAAUGUGUGCCACGGUACAAAACCAUUAGAUUAUAAUACAAAUAUCGAUGCACAGGGCAUUCCCGACUUGCCCCACAAUUUCCCACUUUAACUCCAUAACUUGCUUGUUGCCACUGUCUCUUUGUUUCACUAAUGGACAAUAUUAAAAACACGUAAAAUGUAGUGAUAUCAAAACUGUGCUAACUUUGUGGGUUUAUGGUAAGCAAGGCAGCUGCUUUUGGGCUCAGAGGGAUUAAGAGUACCUAUUGUUUAGGUGAAUUCCACAGAAUUUGGAACCUGUUACUGGCUGCUUUUCAGCUACAUUUGAUUUGAUAAGUCUAAAGCUAAGCAUUGGCCAAUUAAUACUCUAGAUAAAGCCACUGACUUUAAAGGAACUGUAGCGUUAGGAAUGUAAUGUCCCCAGAUCUACAGAGGUUUCCCCCCGUUUGCUCUAAAAAAUUGGAGAAUAAAGAAUUGACGUCCCUAUUUUUAGCAAUGCUCCAUGCUGAUCCAAUCCAACGCUCCUCAUAGAAAAGCAUUAAGGACAUAAUGCGCAUGUGUGGUGAGUGCCGCACACACAUUCCAGCUUUCCCAUAGGAAACCACUGUACUCAACGCUUUCCUAUAGGCGCAUCAAGUCUGUGCAGAAGAAGCCCCCUCUAGUGGCUGUUUUGGUCCACUGCUUAGCUCUAUCCCUUUCAUGGGACAAUUUUAAAGAGAUCCCUCACAUCCUUAAUUUUUUACAACAACACAGGGAAUGAAAAAUCUCAGUACGAGAUAAAAGAAGCACUCCUGGGUGUACAAGUGCAUCCUGCAACAUUUAAUUGUCAUUCAGUUGGUGCUGAGUGAUUUGUUUAGUCAUUUUGUAAACUCUGAUUAUGGACUCUGAGUAAUAAAACCUUGGGUGUGCACAUUUUGGGUGUGCACAUUACAAGUGCCGAUCUGUUUUCUUUUGUAUUUAUAUUUCUCCUGCGGUGCAUAUUUAACUUUAACAACAUUGCUUGAAUUUUUCUAGGCCUCAGACGAAGAGGAAAUUGUUGACCUCAUGCUGAUGAAGAUCUGCAGUUUUUUCGGACUUCGACAUAAAAAGGAAGAAACAGAUAAAGGAGAGAGUGCUUCGAAGGCCUCUGCCGGUGGCCAGGACAACUGAAAAAGCCUAGAAGAAAUAUAACGUAUUCUUAGAAACAUUGAUUAGCUGUAUUGUUGUAACAUUGUAUGUUACUGUUUUUCUGUUACAGGUAUAAGGAAUUGACUAACAUGAAAAUAUAUUUAUUAAAUGUGAUAGUGCUCACUUUUGCAAGGUACUGAUUAAAUAAUGCAUCACAACAUGGUUCUGUUGCCUUCUUAUUAAGAAAAAGAAGUGCAGUUUCAGAGAAUAACUGAAGGUUUUGAUAACUUCAUGUAGUUCCCAUGCGUACAUUCAAAAACAAUUUUCAUUUUAGCAUUUUGAGCUUUUG